This is a messenger RNA of Podarcis lilfordi (Lilford's wall lizard), 50765 nucleotides long. The record is from the annotation of a GenBank genome assembly. Lineage: Eukaryota; Metazoa; Chordata; Lepidosauria; Squamata; Lacertidae.
AUGUUGAACACCCAUCAUAGAAUCACUGUAGAGUUGGAAGGGACCCCAACCACAGCUAGCAUGGCCAACAGAGAGAGGUGAAUGGGAGUUAUAGUCCAACAACACCUGGAAGGCACCAGGUUGGCUAUACCUUUGAUAUAGAAUACUUGGUUGCAUCUAAUAAUACCCCCUUCUCAUCUAAUGAUACCCCCUGAGACCUUCAGGUAUAGAAAUAAAAUAAAAUAAAUACUCAGAUUUGCCUCAUUGAAAUUAAUGGACGUAAGUUAGUCAUAGAAUCAUAAGAGUUGGAAGGGACCCCAAGGGUCAUCUAGUCCAACCCCCUGCAAUGCAGGAAUCACGGUGCAAGAACCCUUGACAGAGAGCCAUCCAAUUUCUGUUUAAAAACCUCCAAUGAAGGAGAGCCCACCACCUUCUGAGGGAGUUUGUUCCACUAUUGAACAGCUCCUUUCUGUUAAGUUCUUCCUAAUGUUCAGUUCUUAUAAUUUGUAUCCAACUGGUUGAGGCCCUACCCUUUGGAGCAGCAGAAAAGAAGUUUGCUCUGUCUUCCAUAUAACAGCCCUUUGGAUAACUGAAUAUGGCUACCAAAUCACCUCUCAGUCUUCUCCUAAGCAACCUAAAUAUACCCAACUCCCUCAACUGUUUCUCUUAAAGCUUGUGUCAUGAACUGGGAGGACAACAGGGAGGAGAAACAGGAUCCUGGCAAGCUGUGACUGGGACCCACCAAGGCAAGCUGGGGAUGGGAAAGGAGAGAUUGGAGUUGCACAGGAUGACGGGAUGGCAAGGGGGUGGGGGUCAAGGUGCAGGGACCGAAGAGCAGGAUCCCUCAACAGAAUCAGAGAGGCCUCUGUCUCCAUGAACAAGGCAGGCUCUGAAGCAUAGUGAGCAGUGGGAGGUAUGCUCUGGGAGGCUGAGGCAGGCAAGGCUCCACAGCCCAGGUGAAGCUCAUUAGCCCCACAACCCGGGGGGGGGGGGAUGUGUGAUUCCUCAGCUGAAAUAGGCUCAGAACAGGUGAGGAUCAUAUGGCUUGUCAAGCCUAGAUGCCGCAAUCAGGAUUCAAGAAAUAAAAGGGAAACAGGUGAGGGGCUGCAUCUGCUUAGCUGCCCAUGUUGCUGGACCUUGGCUUAGAUGCUCCAGGACUUCCAAUGGACUGUUUUCCCUGACUGCUAGACUUUGGACUUGAUAUACUGUAUAAGACAGUGGGACUUGCUGCCAUGUAUGCUGGGGAUUCAGGACAGCUUGGUUUACAGACCCUUGAUCAUCUUGGUUGCCUUCCUCUGCACAUGCUCCAGUUUGUCAAUAUCAUUCUUAAACUAGGGUGCCCAGAGCUGGCCACAGUACUCCAGGUGGUGUUUGACAGGAUCACACUUCAAAACGACCUUGACAGAUUAGAGAACUGGGCAAAAACAAACAAGAUGAAUUUUAACAGGGAGAAAUGUAAAGUAUUGCACUUGGGCAAAAAAAAUGAGAGGCACAAAUACAAGAUGGGUGACACCUGGCUUGAGAGCAGUACAUGUGAAAAGGAUCUAGGAAUCUUGGUUGACCACAAACUUGACAUGAGCCAACAGUGUGACACGGCAGCUAAAAAAGCCAAUGCAAUUCUGGGCUGCAUCAAUAGGAGUAUAGCAUCUAGAUCAAGGGAAGUAAUAGUGCCACUGUAUUCUGCUCUGAUCAGACCUCACCUGGAGUACUGUGUCCAGUUCUGGGCACCACAGUUCAAGAAGGACACUGACAAACUGGAACGUGUCCAGAGGAGGGCAACCAAAAUGGUCAAAGGCCUGGAAACGAUGCCUUAUGAGGAACGGCUAAGGGAGCUGGGCAUGUUUAGCCUGGAGAAGAGGAGGUUAAGGGGUGAUAUGAUAGCCAUGUUCAAAUAUAUAAAAGGAUGUCACAUAGAGGAGGGAGAAAGGUUGUUUUCUGCUGCUCCAGAGAAGCGGACACGGAGCAAUGGAUCCAAACUACAAGAAAGAAGAUUCCACCUAAACAUUAGGAAGAACUUCCUGACAGUAAGAGCUGUUCGACAGUGGAAUUUGCUGCCAAGGAGUGUGGUGGAGUCUCCUUCUUUGGAGGUCUUUAAGCAGAGGCUUGACAACCAUAUGUCAGGAGUGCUCUGAUGGUGUUUCCUGCUUGGCAGGGGGUUGGACUCGAUGGCCCUUGUGGUCUCUUCCAACUCUAUGAUUCUAUGAUUCUAUGACUAUGGCAGAAUAGAGAGGCCCUAGGACUUCCCUUGAUCUGAACACUAUACAAUGGGUCUACUCUGAGCUCUGAGUAGGAAUACCACUGGAUACAACCCACUGUGGUUUGGUUGUUUAAGAUAGAGAGAAUUCUGCCUCACUGUGAGGAUGGAGUAAAUCAUUCCUUCUGUUUCUACUGAAAUCCAUCUCCCUGAUUGGGGGGGGGGGGACCACUUAUCUUGCUUCAUUUCAUUUAUGUGCAAACAACCUAUAUUCUGAUGGUAUAGCUAUUUAAAGUGUAAAUAAUAAAUUGAUAUACUUACAUGAAUCCAUGGCACAUCCACAUCAGAAAUAAUAUGUGUUGCAUCCAAUUAAGUUCUGUUUAAGAGUACACCUACUGGAAUUAAGGUCAAGUCAUGUCCAAUCUUCUGCCCAAGCUGGUUUUGCAUGGUUGCUCCAUACUCCCUGCAGCAAAUGCUAUGAUUGUGUUUCCCACAUAACACAUGCAAGGAGUGUUGGCUACACCCACACCCACAAACCAUCAAACACUUAAGCUAGAGUGGUCCAACUUUUCAUGCCAAGUAGGCUGCAAGAGUACUUUGACACAGAACCUGUUGCACACAGGGGCAGGAAGUGAGUGAGGCAAACAUCUGACAACCCUCUAGCCCUCAUGUUGCCUUCCCAAAGCAGGCUAGGUGAGGCACAGGGAUUGGGAAGGAGAUGUAAGACUCUGGCAGGGUCCUGAAGCCCUCCCAUCUCCUUCCCAAUGAUGGGAAAGUGCAAACUAGGCUUUGGGGAAGGAGGCAGGAGGCUUCAAGGACCCUGUCAGAGCCCCCAUGCCUCCUUCCCAAAGCUGGGUAAGGAGGCACCAGGUAUGGCAGUGCAAGGGCUGUGGGGUGGGGCGUCUAAUUAUUAUUACUAUUAUUAUUAUUAUUAUUAUUAAUUUUUUAUUAUUUAUACCCUGCCCAUCUGGCUGGGCUUCCCCAGCCACUCUGGGUGGCUUCCAACAAAAUAUUAAAAUACAGUAAUGCGUCAAACAUUAUAAGCUUCCCUAAACAAAUGUUGUUGUGGGCCACCAAAAAAGGCAUCACAUGUGGUCCCUGAUCGGCAUGUUGGACCACCCUGGCUUAAGCACAUGCAUUUAGCAACCCUAGAUCCAUCAGCUGCAUUUUCCAAUACUAUGUUUCUUACCUAUCACAUUCGGUCAGUGUGAUAUAAUGGAGAAAGCUCUUGAGCUUGGGUGUUGGAGGACCAGCCUCAAAUCCCUGCUCAGUCAUAAGGUCAUGAAGCAGGGUACAUGUACUUGGACAGGUCAAUCACAGCUUAAUCUACCUCACAGGGCAAUUCUAACAAUAAAAUGAGAUAAAGUUAGAGAGUUACACAUCCUGAGCACCUGAAACAGGCUUAGAGGGGAAAUCUAAGCACACAACCACCCUACACUAGGCAUGCAGAACUUUCUGCAAACAAGCUCUAAUUUAACCGUUAAAGCUUCCCCACCCCAAGCCAUGGCCAUUUGCCCCACAACAAAUGUCUCACAUGUAACUACAAAGGAACAAUUGCACUCCUGCUCACUCCUUGGCAAGCGGGACUUGGUGCUAAAUGAUCCACUGUUUAGCACAGACAAUCCCCAUUGGAUCUUCCUUUGAAGGCCUGUUUCAAGAACAAGCAGGACUGCAGAGUAAGAAAGGGAAGAAUCAGGAGCACAUGCCUAGUUCUUUCCUUUGAAGUUGUGUCACCUGAUGUCACAGUGGCACCAAAAGGUUGACAGGUAGGCAGUUCCACCAACCUGAAAAGUCGCCCAUCCGUGGGGUGGAAUGAGGAUCUAGCCCACCAGUCCUCAAACCCUGCUCUCUACCAUAGAAUUAAGUAGUGUUCACUCCCAAUAAUUCACUCAAAAACAGUCUUAUGCAAUCCAUUUAAAUCAGUCACAGACCUACCCAUAUCUACCCCUCCUACAACCGUAAUGAAGCAGCGGCCACAGUAAGAUACAAAAGGCACCCACUAUUUGCACUUUUCAGAAACAAUUGCAGGCAUUUUUGUUCUGGCAGGCUUUCCCAGCUGGAUAAAUGGGUCUUUACUGUGAGUGUCCACUUGUUAGAAAUUUAGUUUUGUUCUUUGCUGUUUUUAGUUACCUUAUUGCCUUGAGAUGGUGGUUUAGAAUGAGAUUAAAAAAUCAGAGGUAAUACCUGCCUUGACCCAUUUUCACAUUUCUACUUUCACACCCAAAUGUCACCUUUAUUUUCUAUGCCUCCUCAAUAUGCAGUAAAAAAACAAACAGCAGCAACAAUAAGAAUACACCUCUCUAUCCCCUCUCCCCACAAAGUUGCUUAAUAAUAUUAUCCCAUUUUAAAAUUUGCAUCAACAUUCUGUAUAGCAGCAGAGAAAACAACUGAGCCUAAUCUCACAAGGUUACUGUGAGGGCAGAACGACUUUUGCACACUUAAAUGAGUCCAUGAGAACCAUUGUUAAUUACUGGUGUGCUGCCAACGCUUCCCAUUGCCAUUUACUGAGAGGGAGGAAGGCUACUUUGUUCUACUUUUAACGAUACAUGAAAGGUGUUUGUAUUUAUGUUUCUAAAGAUGCCAUUAGGUGCUUGGAGACCUUUGCAUAGCAUGUAAGUAACGCAUCUGAUGGAUUCUGUACUUGACCUCCUUUGUAAUGUUUUAUUUUGAAAUCUUUAAGAUAAUAGCUUGGUUUCCUGCUAGUUAUGUCUCUUUCAAUGUAUACUUUAUAUCUGACUUCCUUCAGUAAUGUUUUAUUCUAGAUUGCUGCCUUCAUGUAUUGUAAGUCACUUUGAGAUUCCCCCCUUAAAAAUAUAAAGCGGAAAUGAAAUGAAUAAUAUUAAUAUAGAACAGUAAUAAGCAAAUAGCAAAUAACACAACGACCAUGAACUCCAGGGUAGCGUCAGGUUGCCUCACUGCGCGAUCGGUUACCUUUCUGCAUUCAGCACCCUACACUGGGCUACCUUGGCUCUGGCAAACACAUUUAAUUUAUCAAAUCUAAAUAUAUAAAUAAUAUUAAUAAGCCAAAUAAAGAAAUGCAUUAAAAAUAUUUAUACCCAGCUGCUCUUUCUCCCGCACCCACCAUAAAUUUUAAAAUAUAUUUUUUAAAUGAAAGCAACCUCAACAGGCCUCCACAAACCUUCCAUUGCCUCACCCAGCUGAUCCCUCUUCGGUAAUAAACUCACCCUACUGGGCGCCGCCAUCAUGUCGACGUGCUACGCACAACACGUCACGUCGCUUCCCUCACCCUGCGCCCCUCACGCUUCCUCCCCCCACCACUGGGGCAAGAAGAGGCAAGAGAGAGAAGGGCCUUGUGUCACGUGACUCGCGGACAGCGGGAAAGAGGCGCUCUAGCCGUUCGCUCCACCUUCUUCUUUCUCCCUUUCUAGCUCGUGGAUUGGCUGAUUUUGGGAGGGAAAGGGGGUGGGGCAGGGGAAGAGGCAAGAUGGCGACUGAGGGGCUGUGCGCGAGGUAAGGGAAGGCGCGCGUUGCGAGGAGGGACUGACUGAUUGGGUGAGGGCGAGGGGAGAAAAAGAUCGUGCAGUUUCAAAAUGAAAUAAAAUGAUUUUAUUUUAAAUUGUGGCUAAAUCAGCCCGAGAAGGGAGAUUGUUGGGCCAGAGCUUAGCCCUACUCCAAAGUCGGCCCCUUUGAAUGAAUGCAUGUGGUUGGUUUUAGUCGUUUUAAUGGGGUCAUACCCGCAAUUAGAAGUUAGUUGGAUUCAUGCUUAGAAAGUUGACGUAAUUUUAAUCUGUUUAAGUCUUCUAACUUUUGUUUGUUUCAAAGCAGGGUUGUUGAUUUUUCUUGAUUUUCUUGUUUUAUCUUUUUGUAAACUGCUUUGAGGUUUUUUUCUUUUAAAGAACCAAGCAGUGUAUAAAUCUUGUGAAAUUAAAUAAAUGAAUAGGAAGCUGCAUUCUUAUGAGUUAGCCCAUUGGCCCGUCUAGCUUGGUGCUGCCCACACCGACCGGAAGUAGUGGCUCUUUGGGGUUCCUGUCAGGGGAUGUUGAAAGAGGUACAUGGAGAUGCUGUUUGGGACUGAACCUGGGAAACUUACGCAUGCCAAGCAGAUGCUUCAGUCACUGGGCAAUGGCCCUUCCUUGGAAGACACACCCUUCCUUUUACUGAGUUGCACCUUUGGUCCAUCUAGCUCAGUGUUGCCCACACUGGCUGGCACCAGCCACUCUCCAGGUUUUUGGACAGGGUCUUUUCCCCAACCUUACCUGGAGAUGCAGCUGGGGAUUGAAUAAGAUGCUCUGCCACUGAGCUAUAUGCAUUCUCCUAAAUGUAAAAGAAGGUUCUAGUCCUCAUGGUCUUGAAAAAAGUGCACAGUUAAACAGGGGGCAGGGGAAACUGCCGUAUACCAAGUCAGACCAUUGGCCCUUCUAACUCAGUAUUGCCUACACGGACUGGCAGCCACUCUCCAGAGUUUCAGACAGGGGACAUUCCCAGCCCUACCUGGAGAGGCUGCUAGGGAUUAACCCUUUGCCUUUCUGUGCACCAGACAGAAACUGUAAGCACUGAGCUAUGUCUCAGUCUUUUACUGAGUUAAAGGCUGAUUUAAAUAGGAUCUUAGGAAGCUGUUUCUUGGUCACUCUGGGCUACAUUUUCUUCAGGUGCACAGGAAUGGGAAGUUCAUAUUGGCAAUGUACAUAAGUGUGCUGUGUGUGUAGAAGUAACUGUACUUAGGGCAGUGUUAGAAACUCGGAUAUAUAAGCUAUUCACCAAACGGCCCCUUAAGCCUAGGUUAAGAGUGCGCACGCACACACACACAUAUAUAUACAGUGGUACCUCGGGUUACAUACGCUUCAGGUUACAGACGCUUCAGGUUACAGACUCUGCUAACCCAGAAAUAGUACCUCGGGCUAAGAACUUUGCUUCAGGAUGAGAACAGAAAUCGUGCUCCAGCGGCGCAGCAGCAGCAGGAGGCCCCAUUAGCUAAAGUGGUGCUUCAGGUUAAGAACAGUUUCAGGUUAAGAACGGACCUCCGGAAAGAAUUAAGUACUUAACCUGAAGUACCACUGUAUAUGCAAGAGUAUGAAGCAAAAACUGGACAGCCAGUUAGGGGAUGGUCCCCCCAGAGACUGAUGGAAUUUGAUGGAUUCUUGACUUCUCUGGGGGAUUUCCCAGUGGAUAGAGCAGGUAAUCCAGUUGGUAAUUGCAGAAGAAGGUAAUUGCAGAAGAAGUUGAAUGUUCCUAAAGUGCUGUAUCGAAGCACAUUAAUGGAAAGUUAUGCAGAAGGGAAAAGCGUGGAAGAAAAAGGUGCACAAGCAGCAGAGAUGACUGCAGCCUGGAGAGGAUUGUCAGGAAAAGACCAUUCAAACGUUUUUGGGGACUUUCACAAGGAGUGGACUGAGGCUGGAGUUAGUGCAUCAAGAGCCACCACACACAGAUGUAUCCUGGAGAUGGGCUUCAAAUGUAUUCCUCUUGCCAAGCCGCUCCUGAACAAGAAACAACGUCAGAAGCGUCUUAUCUGGGCUAAAGAAAAAAAGAACUCGUCUGUUGCUCAGUGGUCCCAAGUCCUCUUUUCUGAUGAGAGCAACUUUUGCAUCUCAUUUGGAAACCAAGGACCCAGAGUCUGGAGGAAGAAUGGGGAGGCACACAAUGCCAGAUGCUUGAAGUCCAGUGUGAAGUUUCCACAGUCUGUGUUGAUUUGGGGAGCCAUGUCAUCAGCUGGUGUUGGUCCACCGUGCUUCAUUAAGUCCAGGGUCAACGCAUCCGUCUACCAGGAGAUUUUUUAGCACUUCAUGCUUCCUUCCGCAGACAAGCUUUAUGGGGAUGCUGACUUCAUUUUCCAGCAGGACUUGGCACCUGCCCACACUGCCAAAAGUACCAAAACCUGCAGAAUGCAGAAGAGCUGAAGGCUGCUAUUGAAGCAUCCUGGUCUACCUUAGCAGUGCCACAGGCUGAUAGCAUCCAUGCCACGCCACAUUGAGGCAGUAAUUGAUGCAAAAGGGGCCCAAACUGAGUACAUAUGUAUGCUUCUACUUCUCAGAGGUCUAAUAUUGAUCUAUUUGCAAUCCUUGUUUUGCUGAUUGCAUUUAAUAUUCUAAUUUUCUGAGAUUGUUAAUUUGGGGUUUUCAUCAGCUGUACACCAUAACCAUCACAAUUAUAACAAAUAAAGGCUUGACAUAUCUAGCUUUGCAUGUCAUGAGUCUAUCUCAUAUAUUAGUUUCACCUUUUAAGUUGAAUUACUGAAAUAAAUUAACUUUUCCACGAUAUUCUAAUUUUUCGAGUUUCACCUGUAUGUGUUUUACUGAGAGUUGUGAAACUCCAUUUAUUUGCUGCUUGUUGUUGCAUAUUUAUAUCAUGAUUUCCCUCCCUGGAGCUCCAAUGCUCAAUAGAAGGCCAAAUUUAAAAAAUAAAAACUUCAGAGUAUUUUGAAAACUAAAGUAUGGUAUCAAUAUUUUUAUUGUAUAAACAAAAUAACACAUGUAUGUUCUAUUUAUUCAUUCACCUUUUGUAACAAACUUCAGUUUUUUUCUCCUUGUCACAGUACUCAUAACAAAUUGGACAGUACUCUUAGCAAAUUAGUGUUACACACUACUGUAGUGAUAAUAGUGCCACCUUAUAAUUGGUUAUGGAUUUAGCACAAGUAAUACAUAGUAUAUUAUUGUCAUUUAAAGCAGUGUUGCAUACAAAUCUAACACAAUAUUUUAUGUAAUACACACACAUGUAUACUGAUAUUUAUAAAUUUUAAUUAUUCAAAUGACUUAUGGUGUCACUCAUGUGAAUUGUGUUUCUAAGAAAAUGGAUUCUAAGAAAAAGGAUUACUGUAAUUGCUAAAAUGUGUGACUGAAUUGUAAAAUAUAUUACAAUAUACACAAUUCAUUUUUUGCUUCACUGUCUUUAGGGGAAAAUGGUGACUAAACAUGUCGUUGUUGCACUUUUAACCUAGGUUUAAGGGGCCAUUUGGCAAAUAGCUUGCUUAUCUGAGUUUCUAACAUUGAUUCACAGCUGGUUUUGAAAUGGAAUCAGCCUUGGUUGCCCUGAUGGAUGACCUUUAUUGUGAGAGGGACAGAGAGUGUGUGAUCCUGUUGCAUCUUGAUCUCUCAGCAACUUUUGAUACCAUUGACCAUGGUAUCUUCCUGAACUGAUUUAGUGAGAUGGGCAUUGUGGCAUCACUGUAUUAGAGUGGUUCUGUUUGUAACUUCAAGGUGGUGACCAGAAAGUAGCACUGGGUUAGUGCUCCUUGGCCCCUGGCACUUGUGCUAUGGGGUUCCACAUACUGCCGUGUGGUGUCACCAGUAGGCAGGGAUGACACGCAGCUCUACCUCUCCUUAACAUCUGAAUCAGGAAAGACUGUGAAAGCUUUGAACCUGUGUCUGGAUGCAGUGGUGGACUGGAUGAGGGCCAGUUAAACUGUGUUUGAAUCCUGGGAAGACUCAGGCUCUUUGGGUGGCUGGUUCCCAAGUUUGGGAAGUUGGCAAGGUACCUGCUCUGGAUAGGUUUGUACUCCCUCUGAAGGAGCAAGUGCAUAGUUUGGGGGUACUCCUCGUUGCAUCUUUGCCACUUGAAGCCCAAGUAUCCUUUGUGGCUAGAAGUGCCUUUUAUCAGCUUCAUCCGGUUUGCCAGCCACAACCAUUCCUGGACAGGGGUAGCUUGGCCACGAUAGUUCAUGCAUUGGUAACUUUGAGGCUGAAUUACUGUAGGGCAGUGGUGUCCAAACUUUUUUCAAAGAGGGCCAGAUUUGAUUAAGUGAAGGACUGUGAGGGCCUACCAAAGGGCUGACCAAAAUUGUUGACCAUUUUUUAGGGUUGAAGUUUUUUUUUUAGGAUUUUACCCCAGGAAAUAAAUUGCCACAGGGGCCGGAUUAAACUGACCAGUGGGCCGGAUUAGUCCCCCAAAACGGACUUUAGACAUGCCUGCUGUAGGGUGUUGUAUGUGGGGCUGCCUUUGGUCUGGUUUGGAAGCUCAAGUUGCUGCAGAAUGCUGCAGCCAGAUUACUGAUGAAAAUUUAUGGUUAAGUCCAUGUGACACUAGUGUUCCAAAAGCUGUAUUGGCUGCCCAUCUGCUACUGAACCAGGUUCAAGGUUCUUGUAUUGAUUUACAAAACCCUGAACAUCUUAGGUCUAGGAUAUUGUAGGAAUCUCCUGAACCCUUAUACUCCAGAUUGAUCACUGAAGUCAUCUUCAGCAGUGUCCUUUGUCAUUUGGUGACGCUUGUUUGACAAGAGUAAGAAAUCAAGUCUUAUUUAGUGUCAUCAGCCCAGUCCUGUGGAAUACCCUGCCAAUAGAGAUUUAGCAGACACCUUCUGUGCCAACUUUUAAAUGCCUUCUGAAAACUUUUCUACUCCACUAAACCUAUGCAGAUCCUACAAUGGUCUAUUGAUUUUUUAAAAAAAUUCUUUUUCUUUUAACUUGUUUUUUACUUUUUAUGAUGUUACUGUUGGUUUCAUGCUUUAAUGAUGUAAACAGCUGUAAUAUAUGUUUAUGAUAUGGCAGUGUAUAAAUAUUGUAUAUAGAAGUAAAUAGAUACAUUACAAUAAAAAAGACAGAAAAGAAGCAAAACAGAUACAGUUUUUUCUCUUUCAAAAUACAUUCUUUUUCUAGAAGCAGCAGAGAACUGUGGACCAUUCUGUUGGGCAGAUCAGCUCUGAGAGAACCAGUAAGUAGAGGAUGGGUUUGCCACCUCUUUUUUGUUGGGGAUGCUUUUCUGGGAUGUCUGCCAUCAUCAUUGUGUAGCCUCCAUCCCUGAAACGUGUAUACAGAGAGGAUUUUUCCAUAUCGUUCACUUCCCAUGUAAUACUUGUUCUUCCUUAUGCUGCACGUUUGUGUAGAAUGGUUUCUGGUGUAGACAGGCUAUCUCACCUGGAAUAAUAAUAAUAAUAAUAUUUAUACCCCGCCCAUCUGGCUGGGUUUCCCCAGCCACUCUGGGCGGCUCCCAACAGAAUUAAAAGCACAAUAAAAUAUGAAACAUUAAAAACUUCCCUAAACAGGGCUUCCUUCAGAUGUCUUCUAAAAGUCAGAUAGUUGUUUAUUUCCUUGACAUCUGAUAGGAGGGCGUUCCUCAGGGCAGGCGCCACUACCGAGAAGGCCCUCUGCCUGGUUCCCUGUAACCUCACAUCUCGUGGUGAGGGAACCGCCAGAAGGCCCUCAGAGCUGGACCUCAGUGUUUGGGCUGAAUAAUGGGGGUAGAGAUGCUCCUUCAGGUGUACUGGGCUGAGGCUGUUUAGUAGAGCAGCCUGCUUCCCUUAUUCCCCAACCCCUAAGGAAGGAGUCCCUGAUUGCGAGCUGAACAUGCCCAGAUUCUGUCUUCUUCCACCUCAAGGCAAAACAAAAACAAGUUUCUUUUCUUUUUAUUAUAAUUUUAUCUUUUUUUUAAUAGAAGAAUCCAAACUGUAAAUCAGGGAUUCCCUGCAGAAAUUCUGGACUACAACCCUAUCCAUUCCAUCGGUAUAGCCCUAUGGUCAGGGAUGAUUCUGUUAUGUAUACAGUAAUUUGAAUUCUAGGUUGUGGGGGGGGGGGGUGCCACCAUGGUGCCCUCCAGAUAUUGUGGACUGUAACUCCCAUCAGCCCCACCCACCAUGGCUGAUAAUCAGGAAAGAUUCUGUUCUGCUUAUGCUGGAAUCUAAACCAGAGGUGAUUAUGAUAUUCCUUUGUUGAUCUUGUCAGGCUUUGUACAUGAUAGUGGAAAUGAGCAUGUUCCUUUUUAAGUUCCAAGCAUGGAGAAUGAUGUAUUUGCUAUUAUUUUGGUCUUUUCUAGGCUCAGAUUGAGGAAGAGUUGAAUAAACACUGGCGGAGGCUGCUCGAAGGGCUUUCAUACUACAAGCCCCCCAGGUACAGUAAUUUAUUCAUUAUUAUUUAUCAAGGCUUGCAUCCAGCUCAGUAGGUCCACUGAAAUAAAAACUGAAAUAAAAGCAUAUCUGAGAGAUUUACAAGCUAUUAAAAAUGAGUAAAACCUACUAAUUGGCUAUGUAGGUGCUAUAUUGUCAAAGAUCUUUUAUUGGAACAGAUCAUAGAAAUGUAAAGUUGGAAGGAACCACAAGGGUCAUCUAGUCCAACCCCCUGCAGUGCUGAUGGCAGAACCAGACUCUUCAAAAAUAAAUCUUUAAUUGAAAAUUUUCAGCGGGAACAGAAAAUAGCUAAACCAAAUAGGAGCGUCAAAAUGAUGAAAUAGAGCCAUGUUCUUUACCACAUACUCUGGAGGCUUUUUGAGAAUCCUUAUGGCUUUUAUUUCAUUCAGUGUGUGGAAAGAUGUGGUGCUGGAAGAUAAUGUGCUGAUUAUUUUACAAAAAUACUUGUGAAGGAUUGGCGAUGUGAUAGAUUAAAUGUCACCCAUGGCAGCUAAAUGGAACUUCCAAGUUCAGAGGCAGUCUAGCACAGAACUUCAGGUGCUGGGGAGGCAACAGCAUGGAAUAGCUCAGCUGUGGCCACCAAAAACCCAUAGAAAUUAGGGUUUCUGAUUGGCUACAAUUGGAAGUGGCAUGCCGGACUAAAUGUGUGCUUGGCUAGAACUGGUAGAACUUCUCUUAUGUUCUUAAUUUCAAAUGAGUCAGAUGAAGUUUCUAUACCUUGUUUCAAGGGCUUGAGCUAGUUGGGUAACAUUUCCAGUGCCUAGUUGAUGGAGCUUAGUCCUUGUAAGUCCUUCAGAGGGGAGGAAAUAGUUUUCACAAUACAGCUGUUAUAAAGAUGUCUAAAUUUCAUGCUUGUUUUGCUUUAUGAACAAAAAGCUUUUGUGACUUUUCAUUACCACAAGUUAACUUUUUAAUAAUAAUAAUAAUAAAAUCUGCAGUGCAAGUUCGGCCGAGAAAGUGAAAGCUGACAAAAAUGUUGCUGCUCCGCUGAAGGAGUUGGGUCUGAGAACCAGCAAGUUCUUGGUGAGUAGGUGUAACAGGCAGCUCCGUUACUUCCUUUGUUAUUUCCUGAUAAGCUUUCCUCUGGACAGAAGUGGUGGGAGGAAUGCAAGAAAGAGAGUUAUCACCAUCUAAUUCCCUAUUUGAAUGGCAGUAGUUUCUGGUGGGGUUUGAGAUUUGACUCAGCAUAAUUUGGAAGCACGAUACUUCAUAGAAGCCUUGAGAGCUAACGGGGACAAAUUUAAUUUGCUGUACUCUCCUUAAAAAAAUAUUGUCCAAAGGAGGGGUAUUGAAUGCGCCCACCCCUUAACGGAAGCUGGCUGAAUGUGUGUGUUACUCCAGGGUUUGGAUGAAGAGCAAAGCGUGCAGCUGUUACAGUGUUUUCUUCAAGAAGAUUAUAGGGGGACCAGAGACUCAUUAAAGGUUGGUAAUUUUCAGCUGUGUGGGGAUCUAUCUUCAGUGUUUAUGUUGACAUAUGUUGCUACAGAUGGGUCUGUGUAGCUGGGAAUCUGCUAAUCCCUUUCUCUGUGUGAUGCUGCAAAGUUGGGUAAGGCCUAACUUCUUGGCUACAUUAGCCAUGCUAGCAAUCUCCUUAAAGUGAAUUUCAUUAAGUCUGCUGUCCUUUCCUAACUUGAGGGCCCUCCAGACAUUUUGAAUUACAGCUCCCAUCAGCCUCUGCAUCAUAUGGCUGUGCUGUCUGGGGCUGAUGGGAGUUAUAGUCCAAAACCCUUGGAGGGCCCUGGUCUGCUGUGCACACUGCCUUCAGGCAACAGUGAUGGCCACCAGCUUUAGCCACCAGCUUUAAUAAAGGAUUAGACGUAGCAAUGAAGGAGAAGUGGCAAGUAGCCAUUGAUGGCUUUAAUGACUAUGCCCUUGCUUCCAUGGUCAGAGGCACUAAUGCUUCUGAAUACCAGUUGCUGAAAACUGCACAUGGGAAGAGUGCUCUUGCACUUGGGUCCUGCUUGUGAGCUUCCCAUUGGGGCAUCUGGUUGGCCACUGUGAGAAUAGGAUGCUGUUGGGCCAAAGGCCUGAUCCAGCAGGGCUCUUACUAUAUUCUUUUGUGUUCUAAAAAUAGGUCCCAUUGAAUUUAACAGUAAGCUAGUUCUUGGUAAGAUUUUUAAAUGCACUAAUAAACAUUUUUAAGUGAGCCAAGUUUGAAGCUUGAAAUCCGGAGGAUGGUGGGGUGGGGAAUGUUAACCAAAUUCCCUUGCAGUGCUUCCAGUAUACAUGAGAUUUUGUUUCAUGCCACAAGCUAUUUUAUGAUGCUGUUAAUGGUUAUCAGUUACUUUAUGUUACUUUUAUUAUGUUUCUGCAUAGGCUGUUCUAGAAGACGAAAGGCAGAGUCAGGCUUUGAUACUGAAGGUCAGUAACUUGAUGCUGCAAUCUUAUUUUGGAUGGUCAUUUCUACACACUGCUUUUCUGCAGAUAGAUGUGGAAUCUGCUGAUGGUCCUUGCAACUUGAGGAGCUGUGGUGGUGAUGACCACAAUGGACGUGGAUUUGCUGGCACUUGUGACAGUUGCAAGGCUGCCUCCCUCCCACCUCAUCAUCCAGAUGUGUAGCAUAUUACAGUCAUACCUCGGGUUGAAGUAACUUCAGGAUAAGUAUUUUCGGAUUGCGCGUUGCGGCGACCCGGAAGUAACGGAGCAUGUUACUUCCGGGUUUCGCCGCAUGCGCAGAAGCAGCGAAUCGUGACCUGUGCAGAUGUGGGUUGCGUUCGCUUCUGGAUGCGAAUGGGGCUCCGCAACGGAUCCCAUUCACAUCCAGAGGUACUACUGUAAUUGUCCUUGGAGCAGUCAUAAAGCCAUUUCCCUUCAGAACAGGUGUUAAAAUAAGGGAGUCUUCUAAAAAUAUAUAUCUCCCCACCACCACUAAGUAAAUGUUUUAAUGGAUAAACAUGCUGGGUGUGUGUGUGUGUGUGUGUGUGUGUGUGUGUGUGUGUUUUAAAAUGCCACAGUCUUAAGGGACAAGAUGAGAAGAAAGACCUUAAGAUUUUCAGUGGAAGGUCCCUUUAAGUAGAGUGAGUUGAAGAAAUUGAUGACAUUCUGGGACCUUUAAUAGAGAGGUUGGGGAAUAUUUUAGUGACAACUCCUCCCAUCAGACCCAAGCAGGUUGGCCAUACAGUCAGGUAUGAUGGGAACUGGAGUCCAACAGCAUCUGGAAAGCCACAGGUUCCUUAGCCCUGUUUUAUAACCCAGAACACCAUAAAGUCUAGGGGUUAAGGGAAAGAAUUGACUACAGUGGUACCUCUGGUUACAAACUUAAUUCAUUCCAGAGGUCCGUUCUUAACCUGAAACCGUUCUUAACCUGAGGUACCACUUUAGCUAAUGGGGCUUCCCGCUGCCACCGUGCAAUUUCUGUUCUCAUCCUGAGGUAAAGUUCUUAACCUGAGGUUAAGUUAACUUCCAGGUUAGUGGAGUUUGUAACCUGAAGUGUCUAUAACCUGAGGUGUCUGUAAUCCGAGGUACCACUGUAUUUAGUAGAAAGUUAAUAGAAGGAUGUAGGGGAGGUCAUCUAAAAUCAAAAUGCAGCUACUAGUGUUAACGGGUGGUGAUAUAUAUUUCCACAGCUUGCUGACUAUUACUAUGAAGAGCGGAUCUGUAUCCUGCGCUGUGUCCUCCAGCUUCUCACAUAUUUCCAGGAUGAGAGACACCCUUACAUGGUGGGUAUUGGGCUUUUAUUUCCUGGUUCUCCGCACAAUAGAAAUAUUAAAAUAAAUCUGUCCCUGGUGAUGCUCUUAAUCAAAUUAUUUUGCUUUAUAAAAGGCCCAGUAUUCUCAUUGUGUGGAAAAACUGGAUAAGGAGCUGGUUCCUAAUUACCGGAAGCAGUUUGAGGAGCUGUACCAAUCCGAAGCACCCACAUGGGAGACCCACGGGAGCCUAAUGGUAUUUUGUUCCUUCCAGCUUUUUGUAUUUCUGACUUUCAUUAUUUGAAUGUUUUAAAAUAGUGGUUUAUAACUUUUUUUGCUGGUAAUUUCAUUAUUUUAUUCAUUGUGUAAUUCAUUUUAAAGGGUUGUUUCUGCUUUUAGAACCAAGCGGUAUAUACAUUUUCAGAAAUAAAUGAAUAAAUUAGCCCCAGCCAGCCUGACCAAAAUCCACAUGGGAUUGAGUUGCUUAAAAGCUAUCUUUUCUCUCUCUCCCCGCCCUAACCCCCAUGUUGUGUUUGCAUGUAAUUGUAAUUCGGAUCCUGCUUAUUCAGACCGAGCGGCAGGUGUCUCGCUGGUUCAUGCAGUGCCUCCGGGAGCAGUCAAUGCUGCUGGAAGUCAUUUUCCUCUACUAUGCCUACUUUGAGAUGGCAGCAGAAGAGCUGUUGACUUUCACCAAAAUGUUCAAAGAUCAGGGGUUUGGCUCCCGGCAGACCAACAGGCACCUGGUGGAUGAGAGCAUGGAUCAUCUCGUUGAGCGCAUCGGGUGAGUAGGGGGGCCUCUCAAAAAGGCUGUUGCAGCCCCAAGCAUGUUCCAGAUUGUUGGAAGAUUUAGGGCAGGCAAAAGAAAAUCCUUCCUCACACAACAGGUUGUUUAACUAUGGAACUUGCUUCCGCAGGAGGCAGUAAUGGCCACCAACCUGGCUUUAAAAAGGGAAUUAGACAAAUUCGUAGAGGAGGGGGGUAUCAGUGGCUACUAGUCACGAUGGCUAUGCUUGCAGUUGGAGGCAGCAAUGCUUCUGAAUAUCAGUUGCUGGAAGCCACAGGAGGGAAGAGUGCCCUUGUGCUCAGAUCCUGCUUGUGGCUUCCCUACAGGUUGGCUCCUGUGAGAACAGGAUCCUGAACUAGAUGGGGCUAAUGGCCUGAUUCAGCAUGACCUUCUAUUCUUAUUUAUUCAUUGCAUUUAUAUAAUGCCUUUCUGCCAGGGUACCCAAGCAGUUUACAGUUUUAAAGCACUAAGACAAAUGAUAUAAUAUGUAAAGGUUUUAUUUGGGUGGGGGCAGGCCAACUGGAGCAGACCCUGAUGUUGUCUGGGCUGCCUCCCUUGCACUCCUCUCUCCCUUUUUCUUAAUGUCUUCACAGCCUGCUUCUCCCACGACAUUGCUUUAUGUCCAAAGGUUUAUUAGGGUGGUGGGGUAGUACACAGAUGUAUGUGAAAAACAUCCAUGCAUCUGUUUUGCCACAUCUGGGUGGAUGUGUUGAGAAUAUGUAGGGAGAUUCUGCAGCCAAAGCAUAUAAUACUCUGUGUUUUUACAUGUCUUUUUUUAAACCAUUGUGGGCAAAAGGGCCCACUUCGCUCUUGGCAUUACAGUGCCACAUCUAGUUUGCUCGUGAGCAUUACAGAAACUGGAAGAGAGACAUUCCUUCAUUUUGCAGUUAAUGACUUUGCUGUCUGUUUUUGCUCACCAGCCAUCAAAGCUGCUCUGAUUUUUUUCUUUUUUACAUCACACCUCUCAAAGAAAAAAUAUGGUUGAAAAGAAUAAAGAAAUAAUUGCACAUGAUCUCCUGAAUAUUUCUUAUUCCAGUUCUAACUUCCUUGACCCACCCCGUCCCUCACCUAUAUCUUUUUCUUGCCACCUUACUCCUUAUCUUCCAGGUACUUCAGUGCUCUCAUUCUAGUGGAAGGCAUGGAAAUCGACUCUCUGCAUGAGCGCGUGUUGGAUGACAGGAAAGAGGAGCAUAAAUUCUCUGGCAGCGGGCAGAUCCGCCAAGUAAGCCCAUUUCAAGUCCUGCCUGUUCAGUGGUGAAACCUACAAAAGAAUAAUCAGGAAAGCCAGUGGGGUGUAGUAUUUAGGGUAUUGGGCUAGGACCUGGGAAACCAGAGUCCAAAUCUCCACUUGGCUAUGAAGGUCAUCUUGGGCCAGUCACUUUCUCUCAGCCUAACCCAUCUCACAGGAGGAUAAAAUGGGGAGAAGGAUAUCUAUGUACACCACCUUGUGCUCCUUGGAGGAAAGAUGGGAUAUAAAUGUAAUUUUAAAAAUGAAUGCUUCUAUGUCCAAAUUCCCUGAGUAAGAGCUUGAUUCUCUUGUUCCGAGUAGGAGGUGGACUGCUUGCUGUUAACUCUUGGGGAUGUCACACAUCAUGCCCCAGUUCUCUUGGCCUGGGCUUUGCUGCGCCACAUGUUGAGCCCCGAAGAGUCUCCUAGCGCGAUCAGAAGGAUGGGCAGCACAGCUAUUCAGCUGAAUGUAUUUCAGUACCUCACCAAGCUUCUCCGAUCAAUAAGCGGCGAGGGAAAUGUGAGUCCCAUGUCUUGUGCAAUCUCAUGGAAGCUCUUGAGCAGAGGCGGGUGGAACCUCCAGCCUCUGCGAGCCUAUCUUGGCCCACCCAAGGGUCCAGUUUGACCCCUGAGACACUUUCCGCAUAACUAUGCCAGCUGUCAAACAGGUGACAAGUUGGAACUUGUGCAUAGAAGGGCAACCAAGAUGAUUAAGGGUUGGAAAUCAAGCCUUAUAAGGAACGGUUGAGGGAGCUGGGUAUUUUUAGCCUGGAAAAGAAGAGACUGAGAGGAGAAAUCAUAGCCAUCUUCAAAUAUAUGAAGGGCUAUCACAUGGAGGAUGGAGCAAGCUUCUUUUCUCAUGCUCUAGAGGGUAGGAUUCCAACCAAUGGAUUCAAGUUACAAGAAAGGAGAUUCCACCUAAUUUAAGGAAGAACUUUCUGACAUUAAGAGCUGUUUGACAGUGGAACGAACUCCCUCAGGAGUGUGUGGACUCUCCCUCAUUGAAGGUUUUUAAGCAGAGGUUGGAUGGUUGGAUGCUGUAGUUGAGAUUCCUGCAUUGCAGGGGGUUAUACUAGAUGACCUUUGUUGUGCCAGGCAACAACAUUCCUUUUCAACCAGGCCUUUUGCUUUUAAUUAUGGCUUUUAAAAAUAUGGGUGUGAUGUACUAAUGUUGUUCUCCACACCUCCCCCCAGUUUUAAUGUAUGUGUUUUAAUUUUUUUUAGAUGCUGUGGCAAAAAAGCAAUUAACAAAUUUAAUAACUAAAUAAAUGUAUUCAUUUUUACAUUUGCAGAGUUUGGGCUUGUUACUUUGGGUUGUGUGAUCGUAAUAGAUGUCUCAUUAAAUUCUGUGCUCAACUUCUGUAGUUUCUGAAUGAGUCUUUGUUCACUCCAUAUCCUUUCCUCCCACUCUCUUUGCUCUGCAGUGCAUCGCCAGCACAGCCUGCAUGUGCAUUUAUGGCCUGCUCUCCUUUGUGCUGACCUCCUUGGAGUUGCACACAUUGGGCAAUCAGCAGGUAGGAGGCCAAAGGCUUAAGACGGGAGUUGGUGGUUCCGACAUUGGGUGGGCACACAAGUUUGGUGAAGUCUGGUUUAAACAGUCUUGAACCUGGUUUAAUUCUUGAGGUUUACGGUGGAAGAACCAGAAACAAGUGAUGUGUAAUGUUGUGGGUGGUUUUCUCUCUCCUUUCUAAAGGACAUAAUAGAUACAGCGUGUGAAGUUCUGGCUUCUUCCAGCAUUCCUCCACUGUUCUGGAAAACAGUAAGUUAGCUGCAGUUGGCCUGCAUUUUCUUACAUUGUAUUCCUUUGACCAAAGCCUUUAUGGGGAAAUCAUCUUUCGGGCUUUGGACCUCUGCUUGCUGUUUUGAGCAAUAGACUUAUUGUGUUGCUCUUCUUUGCAUUGUGGCCUUCGGAAAACUAUUGGUGAUGGGCAUUAUUAUAGUUGUGAUGGGCAGAUUGUGUUCUUUACUUCAUUCUGAUUAGCAGCAGUGGAUUCCAAGACUGACUGGGGAGUAGGAAAGUGGCCAUUUGCAGUGCUGGCCAGCCUGGGGCUCUGCAUCCAUGUGGACUCUGAGGCUGGCAGACAGAGAAACCAGCAGAGCUGGGGAUCUGCUGCUGCAGUCUGUUUGGUCUUUACCUCCUUUGAUGGCCUGGGCUGCCCAUCCACUGCCUUUUGUCAUGCUGUAGUUUGCACUGUGGCCAGGGGAACUGCCACAUGGCAACACACUUUCAUUUUUAUUACAUAGUCUGUUACAAACUUUUCUAUCUCAAACUUCUAUUGCUCAUGCACCAUCUCCAAACUUGUCCACCUCUAAACUUCCAGUGGCUAGGAUGUGGAGCACACUUGUGCUCUAAAGCUAGGAACUCCCAAUGCCCAAGCUGAUCUGAUGUUAGCAGCUCAAGAAAAUGCCUUUGAUUAGCACCAGUUUGUAAUGGACAUUCUGUGCAUGUCUUUCUCACACCAGGAGCCAAGUGCAGGUCUGGGCAUUAUUUUGGACAGUGUCUGCGGGAUGUUCCCCCACCUCCUCUCUCCUCUUCUGCAGUUACUCACAGCCCUUGUCUCUGAUAAAUCUACAGCAAAAAAGGUACAUUUGGAGGCUAAUAAAUCCUAGAGUGCUUUUAAUUACCACUGUCUGGAACCAGUGCAGUUGCUAGAAUGUGGAAAUUAUACUGGGGAGACUGGUUUAAAAAUCUGUAUUCAGUCACAGGGUGGAGCUUGGGCUUUUAAAGUCAAUCUUUCAAAAGGUAGUUGUGGUGAUAAAAAUAAGAUGGGGCAUGCACACUACCUUAGAUAAAAGAGUGGGGUGGUUAUGUGAAAGAUAUAUCAGACUUCCAACUCCUUCCCACAAUGAAGGAGUCUCUGCCUUUGUCCCCCCACCUCUCUGCUUAAAGGUCUAUAGCUUCUUGGAUAAGAUGUCCUUCUACAUAGAGGUCUACAAGCACAAGCCUCCAGAUGUAGUUUCUCAUGAAGACGGUACCCUGUGGCGAAGGCAGGCGCCGAAGCUGCUGUAUCCCCUUGGUAAGAAAGAAGGCAGGGCUCUUUGCCCCAGGGUCGUCCCAACUCCUUGUUUGUCCUCUCUAAUUAUUCUUAUUUUUAUUACACUCAUAUCCCACCUUUCUUCCAAGGAGCUCAAGGUGGUGUACGUAGUUCUUCCCGCUCCAUUUAAUCCUCACAACAGCCCUGUGAGUUAGGUCAGGCUGAGAGGCAAUGAUUGGCCCAAGGUCACCCAGUGAGCUUCAUGGCUGAGCAAGGGGAUUUGAACAUUUGCCUCCCAAUACCUGUCAAGCAGCAUGGGAAGCAGAAGUUGGGACCAUUUGGGAUCCUACAGUUUUAUGUUCUGCUGAGGCGGCCAGCAUCAAAUGCCCAGGGCCACCUUCUGGACCAUAAUUGCCAGCUUGGAACUGUGACACUAUCUAAUAGUCCAAAAGAUUUCCAUGAUAACUAAAUGAUACUGCAAAGAUGCAAAACAAUGGAGAGGCAUAUGUGUGGCCCAAAAAGUGAAAACUUUAGGAGAGUAAUGGGACAAUAAAGAGGCAGGGCAGGAGUGGGGAAUAUUUUUCAGGCUGAGGACCACAUUCUUUUCCAGGAGCCACAUGCCAGUGGUGGUGGGGCAAAGGCAGAAGCUGGCAGAGCAGCAAAUGUGCAUCUUACCAGUAGGCUAGUUUCUACAGAGUCAUGGACACACCUCUCCAUCUUCUGUCCAGACAAACCAAAGGCAGCAUCAGAGUUCAGGUGCAUGUUCCAGGAAGCUGAAAACCUUCAAGGCGGGUGGGAAGCAGGAACAGGAGUGGGUGGCCUGGUGAGCUUGAGAUAGAGGAUGGAAUAUGAAUGAUAGGCGUGAGAGGUGAUGGUAUCAGUGUGUCAAAACUUUGCUUCCUUAAUAGAGCCAAUAACAAGAAGCUUCUGUGACAUUUUCUGAUAAUUGUGUUUUGAUUGAGUUGAUGGUGGUGGGACAUAAUAAAUAUUAUCACCAUCAUCAUUCCCUUGGCACAUAAGUUUGGUGACUGUAUGGUAAUUUCUAUUUUACACCUAUCAAAAGAAUGUGAAAGUUAAAUGUUGGUUUGUUAGUUGUUCUGUAUAUACUACUUGCACUUAGCUUAAAGGUAAAGGGACCCCUGACCAUUAGGUCCAGUUGUGGCCGACUCUGGGGCUGCGGCGCUCAUCUCGCUUUAUUGGCUGAGGAAGCUAGCGUACAGCUUCUGGGUCAUGUGGCCAGCAUGACUAAGCCGCUUCUGGCGAAUCACAGCAGCGCACGGAAAUGUCGUUUACCUUCCCACCGGAGCGGUACCUAUUUAUCUACUGGUGCUUUGAUGUGCUUUCGAACUGCUAGGUUGGCAGGAGCAGGGACCGAGCAACGGGAGCUCACCCCGUUGCAGGGAUUCGAACCGCUGACCUUCUGAUCGGCAAGUCCUAGGCUCUGUGGUUCAACCCACAGUGCCACCCGCAUCCCGCACUUAGCUUGGGUGAAACCAAAUGAUCCUGUGAUAUUUUUCCUUGUAUCUGGCUUGGUUUUGUCUUCUUUUGUUCUUAUGUAAUGCCACAAGGUAGUAAAAUUAUUAACCAGGCAGGUGCCUUCACUUUGUUCUUUUUGGCACCUGCUAACCCCCCCUUUUUUUUAGACAAGCCUGACCAGAUAUGUAGAAAGUCAAUGCAAGUAUUAAUCUAUUGUUAACCUAUUGCUAGUUUAACUUUAUGAAAGUUCUAAAGUGAGAGAGUGGAUUGGUUGUCUUAUUCUGCAGCUGAUUCAUACUAUCCUGUAUAUGUGCCCUGAGAUGGAUCCUCACAGCAGGUAACGUUUUUAAGCAGAGGCUGGAUGGCCGUCUUACCAUGGAUGCUUUAGCUGAGAUUCCUGCAUUUCAGGGGGUUGGACUAAAUGACCCUGAGGGUCCCCCCAACUUUAUCCAAUUCUAUGGUUGUUGUUGAUUCUUCUUAUUGAUAACUUUUUAACUUUUGCUUUUAGAGUUUUUUUAUACAAUCAAGCUGUGUAUGAAUCUUAUGAAAUAAAUCAUUCUGGAAUGUUACUUGUUUUUUUCCUAAAUACAAAUGUCCGUAGUUUAAGAAAUUUCAACUCGCACGAAGGUCUUGACUUUGUUUUGCUCCUUGUCCCCUUUCCCCACUUUUUAGGGCUAGGCCAGACAAACCUACGGAUACCUCAGGGAACAGUGGGCCAGGUGAUGCUGGAUGACCAGGCCUAUUUGGUACGAUGGGAGUACUCCUACAGCAGCUGGACGCUGUUCACUUGCGAGAUUGAGAUGCUGUUGCAUGUAGUGUCGACUGCAGGUGAGUCUCUCCCAGAAAUUUGGAAAAGCAGGGUGGGGACUCUGUAAAAUAUGUUGUGAGGUGUACUGCUAACACAGUGACAGAGCAGCAGCCUUGCAUUCAGAAGGUCCCAGGCUCAGUCCCCAAUGGCAUCUCCAGGUAGGACUGGAGCAGGUAGUGCUGGGAGACACUCCCUGCCUGAAACCCUGGAACGCAGCGUUGCUGCCAGUUAGUGUCUACAGUACUAAGCAAAAUAGAACCCAAUGGUCUGACUCAGUAGAAGGCAGCUUCCUACGCUCCUGUUUAAUUCAGUCCUUUAUUCAGAACUGUGAGGACCAGAGCUCGGUGACAUUUGCAUGGAGAAGGUCCCAAGUUCAAUCCCUGAUGUCUCCAUGUAGGCGUGGCUGAAACCACCACUGAGAGCCACUGCUGCCAGUCAAUGUAAACAAUAGUAAGCUAGAUGGACACUGGUCUCACACAGUAUAAGGCACCUUCCUGUGUUCCUAUGAUGAGUAAAACAAAAACCCAUCAGCUCACUAGUAGCCCCUGCUUCUUAAUGUUCCUUGCUUUUACCUUGUCUGGGUGUCUCACACUAAAUGCAUUCCGUUUUUCCCAGAUGUCAUUCAGCACUGCCAGAGGGUUAAGCCGAUCAUUGAUCUGGUUCACAAAGUCAUCAGCACUGAUGUGUCAAUCGCCGAUUGUCUCCUGCCCAUUACUUCACGGAUCUACAUGCUGUUACAAAGGUAAAGGCAGCCUGUGUGGUCAUUCUGCUUAAGCCUCUCCAAGAGAGAUGGAGAUAAAACUCCCAAGUACUUAUUUUUUUUAAAAAAAAAUCUAAUUGCUUUUAACAUAUAAAUUAUAAAAUGUACCACAAAACUUAUCACUUAUACAAUCUUUUUAGUCUUCCAUCAGCACCUCUGAUGAUCCACCGUUUUAACCACUUCUUAUGCAUUUCUUAACUUUAUAUUGCCUUUACAUCUCUUAACAAAUCAUCCUUCCCCUUCUCCAUUUUUGCAAUACUUCCAAUAAUACUCCUCACAAAACUUCUAGCAAACCUACGAACGUCGUCUGAUCUUCAGAAAUACUUUUCAAAUAGUCUGUAAAUUUACUCCAGUCUUCCGUGAAUUUCUAGUCCCGCCGGUUUUGAAUCCUUCCUGUUAGUUUAUGUAGUUCUGUAUAGUCCAUUAACUUCAUCCUCCAUUCUUCAAUUGUCGGUAAUUCUUCUUGCUUCCAUUUUUGGGCCAGUAAUAUUCUUGCUGCUGUUAUUGCAUAUAAAAAGAGCUUAUAUUCCUUUCUAUUUAUAUCACUUCCAACAAUGCCCAGUAAAAAUGCUUCUGGUUUCUUUAUAAAUGUGUAUUUCAACAUUUUUUUCAUAUCAUUAUAUAUCAUCUCCCAGAAGCAUUUCACCUUUUUACAUUCCCACCACAUGUGAUAAAAUGUUCCCUCUUUUUCUUUACAUUUCCAACAUUUAUUACUGACUUUAUACAUUUUCACUAACUUGACAGGUGACAUAUACCAUCUAUACAUCAUUGCCAUCACAUUUUCUUUUAGGGCAUUGCAUGCAGUAAAUUUCUUUCCAUAAUUUUACCCAAUCACUCAGCUGUAUAUUUGGUCCAGUGAAUCAUAACCAACUUAACCUCCUCGUCCUUCAAAUGCCAUUCAAGCAGCAAUUUAUACAUUCUAGACAAAAUUUUAGAAUCAUUACUUAAUAUCUCUAAUUCAAACUUUGAUCCACUUUCAUCAAAUCCUUUUUCUAAAACUCCCAAGUACUUAAGCCGGUGCCGGAACGACGAGAUGGUAUCAUCCUUUUGACUGUUUUGGAAAAGCUCUGUGUAUUUAUUUUUGCCUCUCUUCCAGGCUGACUACUGUUAUUUCUCCCCCGGUUGACGUUAUUGCUUCUUGCGUCAACUGUUUGACCGUCCUAGCCUCUCGGAUGCCUGCAAAGGUAAAGGGGCCCUCUCUGGCUUUGCUUCUAUUGGAGUUGUCUCCAACAGGUGUAAUGAUCAGAUGUAAUGAACAGAUAAAUACACUUUUUGCUCUCCCUUUUCAGGUUUGGAUGGAUCUUCACCACACAGGCUUUUUACCAUUCGUUGCCAAUCCGGUCUCUAGUAUGAGCCACAUGAUCAGGUAAUUUGACUGACAUCCAUGGAACAAUGAAUCCACUGACUGGAUGGCCAUCGUGUUUAUUGUUACUUAAACACUUACAAACCAUUAAUUUUUAAACGUUUUCUAAGCAAUGUACAGCAUAAUAAAUUGUAGCAUUAUAACAAUAAACAUAUAGCAAUUUAACAAAAACACAACAUAAAGCCAGUGGAACAGUAGUAGAAUCAUAGAAUGGAAGGGACUCAAGAGUCAUCUAAUCCAAUGGAAACAGAUAUGGCCAAGCGGAAUAAUUUUAUUGACUGUGGUUGGUAAUGUGGUUUAUUACCAAAUACGAUUUCUGGUUUGACAAUGUUUGAAUGUAUAGUAAUAAGCAUUUAAGUCAUUGAAAUAUAUCUUACUUUCUUUCUGCUCCCUAAUUGGAUCCCUGACAUCGCCAGGCAAGGCUGGGGGAGAGACCCUGCCUGAAACAUCAAGAGAGCUGCUGCCAGUCAGUGUUGAUAAUGCUGACCUAGAUGGAUCAGCGGUAUGAUUCUGUCGAGUGCAGUUUCCUACAUUCCUGACUGGCAGUGAUCCUUCAGGGUUUUAGAAAGUUUUGCCCACUUUUACCAUUCACCAUACAAAGGAAAGUGCUUUGCUACCGAGAGUAUCCUCUCCAUCUUGUUUUUUUAAAAAAAAUGAUAUUUAUUAAAAUUUCAGAAACAAAAAAUUACAUAGUUAAAAAUAAAAGAGACAAGGAAAAAUACAGAAAAAAAGGAGAAAAAACAUACAAAAUACAAAGUAUAGAAUUUUUUUUAGAAAAAACACUUAAAAACAAAUUAAUCCUUCCGUAUCUUACAUUUCAUUUCCUUGCUUCCCUGACCUCCUCUCACCUCCCUUUUUUGUAUUCCAAUUCCAUUGGCUAAUUCAGCAAUUCCUUUCCCUCUUUGUUUUUAUCUUAGUCCUUUAACUUAAUAUAUUAUAGCUUUAGAUUCUCACCUAUUAACCAUCCAUUUUUGCAUACACCUUUAUGACAUUGCUGCUAAAACCACUUAACUUCAUUCUGACAUCAUUCUAAGAUUCAUUAAUUUUACAAUAUUUCUGUAAGUAGUCUUUAAAUUUCUUCCAAUCUUCUUCCACCGACUCUUCACCCUGGUCUCGGAUUCUGCCAGUCAUUUCCGCCAAUUCCAUGUAGUCCAUCACCUUCAUCGAGUAUCCUCUCCAUCUUGGUAUUAGGCAGCUUCCUAUAUUCUUGCGUGUCGUCAACAAUUGCACACUCUUGCAGUUUCCUCAGUCAUGGAUUGGAGUGCACAGUCUCACACUUCCCUCACUUUCUUUCCCUGUUGCUUGUUUGUCCUCUUUUCUCACAGUGCAGAAGGAAUGAAUGCUGGAGGCUAUGGCAGUCUGCUGAUGAGUAUUGAGCAGCCGCAGGGCGAAUAUGGUGUAACGACCUCCUUCUUGAAUUUAGUCAUGACACUCAUACGGGUAAGUGCUUUUGGGGAGAAGGAAUACUUCCUGCAUCAUGCAGUGGGGAACAUUUAUUAGUUUUUUAGACUGGGGUCUUAUUGGUUUAAGGUGUUCUUGUUUUAUUUUAUUUUAUUUUAUAUUGUAUACUGCUUAGUGUUUGUAAAAAAAAAUAAAAAAUUGCGAGCUGUUUCUGAAUGUUUUUGAAGAAAUAAAAAAUCAGCAAGGAAUGUCCAGGCUUUUCUGCUUUUUUAUUUUUUUUGGGGGGGGGGGUUUCCUGAUUGACUUGAGAUUCUUUACAUUUAUCCUGUUUUUCUACAAAGCAUCCAAAGCAUCUUAUCUAAAAAGGAGAAUAUAUAUAUAUUGCUAAAAUAAAAAACACAGUUGCAUAAUUGUUGCAGUAACUUCAGAAAUACAGAAACAGGGUUUGGAAUCGGGUAAUAACAAAGAAAGCUUGUGGUCUCUUCGUUCCUUUGAUUUUGGUCUUGGGUUUCUUGACUGCUUUUCCUUAGGGGCAGCUUGGCAACACCCAAAGCCAAGGUCUGGUGCCGUGCAUCGUGUUUGUCCUGAAGGAGAUGCUCCCCAACUACCACAAAUGGCGCUACAACUCCCAUGGAGUGAGAGAGAGAAUUGGUAAGCACGACUUCUGUGGGUGGAUGGAGCUAAGGAUUUGGGGUAUUCCCACCCCACCCCAAACCUAUAGCAUUUGUGACCUGCUUUUCAUCCAAAAAGGCUCCCAGAAGUGGAUUACAAUUGAUUGAAACAAGACAGUACCUGCCCUCAAUCUUGCCAUCUUAAAGAACAGCACACAAAGGAUUUUCAUUUUUAUAAAGAGAAACAGAAAGACAUAGAGCCAACAAGUAUAACAACCAUUCAGAAAAAGUUACCUUGGACCUUACAAUAACAAAAAAAUGUGAAGGGUUGGCGUCGGGAUACAGGUGGGGACCAUUUUAAGCACAGCCAAAUGACGCGCAAUCUGGCGUGCAGGUCGUUUUGGACGCAGAAGAGAAGUGGGGCAGAACUGGCAGUUUAAGUCCACUCCCCACCCCUGUCCUGACAAUGGUUUCCCUCUCCCUCUUGGUUUUUCAGGUUGCCUUAUCCUGCAGCUGAUUCAUGCUAUCCUAAAUCUGUCCCCUGAGAUGGAAACUCAGAGCAGGUAAAUUUAAGGUUUUUAAACAGAGGUUAUAUGGCCAUCUGCCAUGGAUGCUUUAGUUGAGAUGACCCUUGGGGUCCCUUCCAACUCUGCAUUUUGUGUGUGUGUUUUGUGCCUAUGAUUUUUUUGUCAUAGGAAGCUUCCUUUCUGUCAGGUCAGACUACUUGUUCCUUCUAGCCCAGUGCUGUCUGCUCUGACUGGCAGCAACCUUCCAGCGUCUCUGGUGGAGAGAGGGGUCUUUCCCAUCAUUUGCUAACUCCAGAGAAGCCAGAGUGGUAUUCUCCAGCUGUUCUUAGGCUCCAGCUCCCAUCAGCUCCAGCCAGCAUGGCCAGUGAUCAGGGAUGGUGGUAUUUGUAGUCCAGCAACAUCUGGAGGGCCCCAUGUUGGCUGUUGGCUGGGACCUUCUGUAUGCAAAGCAUGUGUUUUCCCCUACAGAUUUUGUUUCCCCUACCCUAAUAAUAAUAAUAAUAAUAAUAAUAAUAAUAAUAAUUCACAGCCCCAUGCACACUUCAUUUUCAGAAUGGGAGUUGUUGUUGUUGCUCCUUACAUCAUUUUUAUAAUAAAUCUAUCUUAAACUUACGAUGAAAGUGGAACAAAUGAAACAUAAGAAACUACCUUGUACUGAGUUGGUUCAUCUAAUUCAGUACUGCCUACAUUGACCUGCAGUAGCUCUCCAGGCCUACCUGGAGAUACCAGGGAUUGAACCUGGGACCUUUUGCAUGCCAAGCGGAUGCUCUACCACUGAGCUACUGCCCUAUCCCUCAGAAUGGGAUGAGUUUUUAAAUUUAUACCCCCACUCUUCCUCCCAAAGGAGACCAGGACACGACAGCCCUGCAUAAGAGUUGAACUGCUAGUACUCAUGGCUAUGGAGACGUCAGCUCUCUGUCCACUUUUUUUUUAUAGCGCUGGUUGUAUUGGGGUUAACUGCGAGGACUUUCACAUUGAGUUGAGAUCCAUGUUCUUGCCUUUUUUCAGCGGGGCCCCUAGCCUGCAGUCCCUCUGCAUCUUCAGCCUGGCCAACACGGAAGCAGGACAGGCCGUCAUAAACAUCAUGGGCAUUGGUGUGGACACCAUUGAUAUGGUGAUGGCCACACAGUCUAGCAGGUGAGUACUUUGUUGCCUGCCCCCCUCUCAGCUCCCCAGGGGCAUUCUUUUGUAAGGAAUAGCAGAUAAAAUAUUGACAUGUUGCAUUGUAUCAAAUAAAACAAUACGAAAAAAUGCAGUGGUUCAAUAAUUCCAGCAGCUAGUAAGCCAACGGAAGUAAACAUGGUGAAGUAGAAGUUAAAAACAGUACAGUAAAUAAACCACCAAAAUCCUAGGUGAAUAGGUACCCUGUUGGAGGUAGGGUAUACCAAUUGCUGGGAAUCACAAGUGGGGAGUGUGUUGCUGUUGUGCUCAGGUUCUGCUUGCAAGCUUCCGAUUGAGACCUCUGGGUGGCCACUGUGAGAAUAGAAUGCUGGAGUAAAUGGGCCACUGGCCUGAUCCAGCAGGAUUCCUCUUAUGUUCUCUUUCUCCCCUGUCAGAGGUUGUUUGAGUCUGAAUACUGGUUGGUGGAAAUCACAAGUGAAGAAAGUCGCUGUUGCCCUUGGAUCCUGCUCAUGGCUUCCAAAGAGGCCAAUUAUUGGCUUCUGUGUGAACAGAGUGCUGAGCUAGAUAGGCCAUAGGUCUCAUCUAGCAGACUCAACCACCUUAGUUAGGCACCAGGAACCCAAGGAUGCAUGGGGUGGUGUAGGUCUUGAACAAAGGCCCCGAUGGGAACUCUGCCAGUUGUGUGUGUCCGCUUGCACUGUGAUCUUACAACCCUAAAAGGAGGGUGGUGGUUAUGUGGCCCCUAAUACAGAGGUGUGCUUGAGAGUUUCAUGCAUUGAUUUGAGGUUAGCCAUUAGCCUCUAAUGUGAUCAGAGUGCUCUGAAAAAGUGCUGUGGAAAUGAUGGGUGCUAAUGCAAUUCUCGCUGACAAUGCAGUGAUGAGUCUCAUGGCCAGGGCCAGCUGCUCAUCCAGACAGUGAAACUGGCGUUCUCUGUCACCAACAACGUUAUCCGGUUGAAGCCGCCGUCCAAUGUGGUGUCUCCUCUGGAACAUUCCCUUACGCAGCAUGGUAGGUACCUCCUUUUAUAUGUUCUGUAGCCAGGAAUGUGGCACACUAGUUUUAUGCCUAGACAACCUGUGUGUAGUUUUCUUGUUUCCUUUUAAUUACAUGUUUACCAGAGAGAGGAAGGGAAAAGAAAAAGAAAACUACCUCAUCAGCUCACAUUAACAAUUGUUAUAGCCCUUGAAUUUUUAACAUUUAACAAUUACAAUUUCUAAUCUACUGUAUUCUUCUUCACAUUUUUGUUUUAAAAACAGCACCUUUUAAGAAAAAAAAUCCAGUGACUAUCAGUACAUCCAUUUUAAUUUAAACAUAUUAAUUGAUAUGUGAAACAGGUACCUACAACCUGUGUGUGGUUUUCAGAAUUUGCAUUUUGAGAAAGGGAUGUGGGUUGUUGAAGGAAGCUGCUUUUUUUUACACUUCCUUCGUAAGGAAAUAUUUUCCUCAGAGAUGCAUGAAUCUUCUUUGUGAUUUUUUUUAAAAAACUCUUCUCUUGCCAGGUGCCCACAGGAACAACCUGAUUGCUAUCUUGGCCAAAUAUAUCUACCACAAACACGACCCUGCCUUGCCACGCCUCGCCAUCCAGCUUCUGAAGCGGCUUGCCACAGUAAGUCUUUUACUGUUUUCUACCCAUUAAAGGGCUUUUGUGGUUUUUCCAUGGAGAUGAUUCAGUAUAUUUGUUAGUGCAAUUCUUACAAGGCCAUUGAAAGCAACUUUAUUUCCCCAUCCUUAAAAAUAGGACCUCCUGUGUGGUUGGGGGAAAUCAGUACAGUGGUACCUCAGGUUACAUACGCUUCAGGUUACAUACGCUUCAGGUUACACACUCCGCUAACCCAGAAAUUGUGCUUCAGGUUAAGAACUUUGCUUCAGGAUGAGAACAGAAAUUGUGCUCCGGCAGCGCGGCAGCGGCAGGAGGCCCCAUUAGCUAAAGUGGUGCUUCUGGUUAAGAACAGUUUCAGGUUAAGUACGGACCUCCAGAACGAAUUAAGUACAUAACCCGAGGUACUACUGUAGUCACUAACUGUUCUAUCUCCACUGUUGGAGGCAGCAAUGCAUCUGAACUCUGGUUGCUGGGAACCACAGGAAGGGAGUGUGUUGCUGUUGUGAUCAGGUCCUAAUUGCAAGCUUCUCAUUGGGGCAUCUGGUUGGCCUGAUCUAGCAGCCAGGCUCUUACGUUCUUAUGCCCACCCCCUACAGUAAGCAGGACUUCUCAGAAUUUCUGAAAAGUCCUGAAGGGGUCACCACUGCUUAAUACACAGAAAGAGUCCUGCUGAAUCAGGCCAGUAACCCCUCUUAUCUAUCAUCCUGCUCUCACAGUGGCCCACUAGAUGCCUCCAUGAGAAGCCCUCAAGCAGGAACCAAGCACAAGAGCAACACUCCCCCCUCCCGUGGUUUCCAACAAUGGGUAUUCAGAAGCGUUGCUGCUUCCGACACUGGUGGCCAAGCAUAGCUGUUGUGGCUAGUAACAUAUUAUAAAGCUUCAGUGGAUUAGGUUUGGCAAAUCUGAGACCUUCUUCCUCUCUAUCCUGUUACAGCAUCCAAAGUCAAUCUCUCCUGAACAAGCAUAAGAAUAGUGAAUGCCUAAGCAUUUUUGAAAAGCAUUGCAAUACUUUUAAAAAAUUGGAUUGGAUUUUGACAAAUUUGGUUAUUUAGUAGAGUUUUAUUUCAUUUAUUUUAGGUUGCUCCAAUGUCUGUCUAUGCCUGCCUUGGGAAUGAUGCUGCUGCCAUCCGUGAUGCCUUCCUGACACGCCUGCAGAGCAAAAUCGAGGACAUGCGCAUCAAAGUCAUGAUUCUCGAGUUCCUCACCGUUGCUGUGGAAACGCAGCCUGGCCUCAUUGAGCUGUUCCUCAAUCUGGAAGUAAAUGAUGGGACUGAUGGAUCAAAGGUAGACUCUGUGUGUGUGUGUGUGUGUGUGUGUGUGUGUGCGCGUGUGUGUCUGAGAGAGAGAGCGCGAGAGCGCGCGCGAGAGAGAGCGCACAAUAAUUUUUCACUUUUGUGACCUAGAAUCGUUACCUUAGCCACCUCCCUUUUGCUUGAAUGAUUCAGCCCACAUAUUUUGAUCUGCUUUAAUAUUUGCAUGCUGCUUUCCCAUUCACAGCAUUGAGUUCAAAGAAGCUCGAGAGAAUAGCAGAGCAUUAAAAAUUAGAACCUCCAUACAGUUCAGUGUGCAAACUCACAAUAGUUCAAAGAGUAUUGUGAUAAUUCAAAGAUCAGAAGUUGCAGGUCAGCAUCAGCCCUGAAACCAGCUGACAUAAUCUCUCUGACAUAAUCUUUCUUCACUCACCGCAGCAGCCACGAUCCUAGGCUUCCCACAAAGGAGAUCUGGUUUCACUCAGCACUUGAUAGAACACCCACACACAAAACCUUUACAAAAACUUGCACAGUCGCUGGCUACUAGUUCGUGCCUAGGUUUAGGCACAAGGUGAGAAAGUUUGCAGUGUUUGGGACUUUUUAGUUUAGAAGCGACAUUGUAAGCUUAUAGACAUGUGACAGAAAAAGUGGAUAGAGAGAGGUUUUCCUUCCUUUCUCAUAACACUAGAAUGUGUAGUCUUCCAUUGAAGCUGGAGUUCUUCAAGCAGCACACAGUUAACAAUGAAGCUCGCUCCCACAGAAGGCAGUGAUGGUCACCAACCUAAAUGGCUUUGGAUUGGACAAAUUCAUAGAGGAGGAUAGGGCCGUCAGUGGCCACUAGCCGUGAUGGCUAUGCUCUGCCUCCACAUUCUGAGGCAGCUAUGCUUCUGAAUAUCAGUUGCUGGAAAGCACAGGAGGAUUUUACAGGUUUCCCAUAAUGACCAUCUGGUUGGCCACUGUGAGAAGAGGAUGUUGGGCCAGAUGGCGAGUCAUAGGUCUGAUCCAGCAGACUCUUAUAAGUUUCCUCUCUGCCACAGAAGGGGCAGAAUUCAGCAUUCUCUUUUCUCUCCCAGUGACUUGACCACAUUAUAUGGUCGCCACACAGACCUCCACACUCCUGCCACCCUGCUGUUGUAGCUUCUGUGAACUAAAGCAUGUCCUUAAAAGUUUUUCUCCUCUCCCACUGCCACUCUUUUUGCAUUUUGUUUUUUUCUGGUAUAGGAAUUCAACUUAGGAGAGUGGAGCUGCCUUCACGUAGUUCUGGAGCUGAUAGACACCAAACAGCAGGAGCGGUAUUGGUGUCCCCCGCUUCUCCAGCGAGCUGCCAUUGCCUUCCUUCAUGCCCUCUGGCAGGACCGCCGGGAUAGUGCUAUGUUAGUCCUCCGCACCAAGUAAGUGAUAAAUUUUCUCGUCUCAUGUUGCAACCCGUCUGGGAGCGGGCACAAAGUAGAGCACUUUAAUCACCAACACAAACACAGUUAUCCUUCUAUCCUUAGGAAUGUUUUGAAGUUGGCAAAAAAAUGUGAACAAUGCCUGAUUUUGUCUGUUUUUCUGCAAUUUUUGUAGGCCAAAGUUUUGGGAAAAUUUAACUAACCCACUCUUUGGAACCCUUCCUCCGCCUUCCGAAACAUCUGAGGUGAGUUGCUUCCAUAGUAAGAAGCACUAGUUUGAGGACCUGCAUGUCUCCUGCUACCAUACAGUGGUGCCUCGCAAGACGAAAUUCAUCCGUUCCGCGAGUCUCUUCGCCUUGCGGUUUUUUCGUCUUGCGAAGCACGGCUAUUAGCAGCAUAGCGGCUAUUAAUGGCUUAGGGGCUUAGGGGCUAUUAAUGGCUUAGCGGCUUUAAGAAAAAGGAAACAAACUCGCAAGAACUCGCAAGACGUUUCGUCUUGCGAAGCAAGCCCAUAGGGAAAUUCGUCUUGCGGAACGACUCAAAAAACUGAAAACCCUUUCGUCUAGCGAGUUUUUCGUCUUGUGAGGCAUUCGUCUUGCGGGGCACCACUGUAUUUUGGGUGUUACAGCCUUUAAUUGCUAUUCCCCCUAGGUAAGAUAUACAGGAUAGAUACAUUUUAAAAGAGUAAAGUAAAAUUUGAUAGAUUUCCAAGUUCCAACAUCCCCACCCCAUCAGUAUGCUUGAUGGGACAGAAGGCAUGAAAUAUUCCCAGGUAAAUUUGGUUUCUGUCCUUUUGUUUCUGUAUGAGCCACCAGCCUGAUAGUUCUCAAAUCAAAGCAAAACAAAUCAAAAUUUAUUGGUCAACCAAAUACAGGAUAUAGAAAUGAAGAAAAGAGAACAAGCAAACAGAUUUUAGCAAGCAAACAAAGUUAAUAGCAGCAUAAUAAAAUGUGUAAUAAAACACAUAUGAUACAUAAAACAUGCAUAUAUACAUUCCACAUAACUCCCUUUCCCUCUCUGUAGCUCAGCAUCUUGGACACCUGUGCCUUGAUCAUGAAAAUCAUUUGUCUGGAGAUCUACUAUGUAGUUAAGUAAGUAUCAUUCAGAGCAUAUCGUAAAAGCCGGUGACCUGCUUCUGCCAGCUCAGUACAGAUGUAAUAGGAAAUUAUGGGUUGUAUGCAGUGCAUACUAAGUUGAAAUCACUUAGUAGUGCAUACUAGCUCUACUGGUGAAAAACGUUUUGCAUCAGCAGAAUGUUGUGCAAGAGAAUUGUAUAAGCAUAUGUUGCACGAUAGAUGGCACAAUCUGUUGUAGAGCAUGUUACCGCCAGCACAGUUGACUUUCCCAAGUGUUCCCAAGUGGCGUUGCCAGUCCUGUGCUGCUCCGUGUUGCUCCUUUCCACCUCCAAAAUUCAAGGUUGAAAGGAGCAAGGCAGGGCGGCUUGCAAAUAAAUUGAAUGGAAACUGCUCGUCUCCUUGAACAAGGCUUGCUCUGACCACCCAUCAGAGGAUGGGCAAUUGGGAGAAAUCCUUGCUCCACCAAAGGAACAGUCUGGUGAGCUGUGUUUGGCCCAUGGGCCAUAGGUUCCCCACCACUUACUUACAGCUUCCUGUAGAAUGGCACAUGUUUAUUUUUGUAUACCUUGUUUUUCAUUAUCUGAUAUAUCUGCUAUAGCUUUGAUGUGAAUUCUUCAAGGUGACCUAUUCCAGCCUGGUGCUGUCCAAUUGUUUUGGAUUGCAUCUCGCUUCAGCCCCAUCCAGCUCGGCUCUAUGAUGUUGGGGCUGAUGGGAAUUGUAGUCCAAAGCAUUUGAGGUCAAAGCUGCUUUAGCAGGAAGGGACACACUUCUACUUUUCUGCAAAACCAAGAGUAAUCAAGAGCAAGAAUCACGGCUCUCAGUUUCUCAUUUGCCCAUAGGGGUUCUUUGGACCAGUCGCUGAAAGACACACUGAAGAAGUUUUCCACGGAGAAGCGCUUUGCUUACUGGUCAGGCUACGUGCAGUCCCUGGCGUUCCACAUGGCAGAGACGGAGGACAGUGGCUGCACCUCUAUGUCAGAGUAUCAGAUGCUGAUCUCCGCAUGGCGGAUGAUGCUCAUUGUUUCUUCCAGCCACGUAAGGAGGUUUUGUCUCUUUGCCUGUCCAUAAAAUGUUACAGUAUAGAAUGGGAGGUGGGAUUGUAUCACAUUGCAUCCACAUAAGUUAGUUGAGCCAGUUAACAGAUUUGUCAAAAACAAAACAGCUAUUACUUGAGAGAAAGAAGGAAGUUGCAACAGAUUCUGCUCUAGUAAUCUCAGAUUUUACAGUUACCUGGUACUGCAGCUGCUGAUUUCUCAACAAACAUGCAUCUUGCAUAUAAAGGAAAAAAUGGGGGCAGGGAAUGAUUCUGUUACAAAUUUUUAAUGAUGGACUUUGAUCCUCUCAGGCCGACAUCAUGCACUUGACUGACUCCGAAGUCCAGCAGCUGUUCCUGGAGGUCCUGAGUGGGACUGAGGCUUUGGUGAGUGUUGUUAACAUCGCUGCUUUUAUCAUCAAUUUAUUAAUUGCCUUCUGAACCACUGUCUCAAGGCAAUUUAUGCAUAAGAUAAAACAGUUAAAACCACCAAAGCAGCAAAUGCAUUUUAAAACAAGACUAAAGCCCUAACAAAUGGGUACUUGUGGUGAAGACCCAUUUAUACAGCUAGGAAAGCACGUGGGAACAGAAAAAUGCCUCCAGUUGGUUUUGGAAAGUAGAAAAGUGUCACACUAUGAGUUGCUGCAGAGUGGGCUUCUCACAUCUUUAGAACUUGUAGGAGAGACUCUUGCAGACUGCGGCAGUCUGCUAGGUGUAUAAGGGAUAAAGCAAGCUGUAUAGGCACUUAAAUGUUAGUAUUAACACCUUAAACAUGACCCUUGGUAGCAGAUUGGCAGGCAGUGAUGGGUUCUAAGGGUACCAUUGAACUAGAUCUUACUUUGAGUAGGCCUAUUUCAGUUAAUGAACAUGAUCCUUUUAACGGGUAUACUCUGAGUAAUACUUAGUUGAAUAGCAUCCUUGGUCUUCUACAGCUUGAAGUCAUAGAGUUUGUUUAGCUGCUUUAAGUGAAGAAGAAUGUAUAAAAACAGUAUGUAAGGGGGAAACUAUAGUUCCCAGGGUUCUUUCACAGGGAGAGCCAUGUGGAUGAAACACACUUCAAAUUUAUGGUGCAUACGUAGCCUGUGUUUCUCCAUUUCACUGGAGCAUGAUCAAUGAGAAAAGUUUUUCCUGUUGCGCAUUGCAGGAUGCACGAACAGUUGUCCUGCCAACUUAAAGGUGCCCACAAAACUUAGGACCAUUUAUGUAGCAGUCUGGAUCUUGGAUCACACUCCUUUGAGAUGCCCACCUGGCUCCCCCUCUGUCCUGAAGCCACUUAAAACAUUUCCCUUUCUGUUUUUGGAAAUAGAAUCAAACACGCUUUUUUUCUUCCCUCCUCCCCCUGUGCUGUCGGUUUAUUGACUUGUAUCACAUUUUUAUUUUGUGGUUUUAUUUUAAGGCUUGAUGGUUGUCUAUUCAUGUUGCUUUCUCCUUUGGAAAUGUUGUUUAGGGAGGCGAUGUUAAAAUCUUGUUACUCAGUCAGAAUAAAUAAAUAUUUCUGCAGUUGCUGGUUCCCACUUCGGUGUGUUGUCUACAGCUGGGAUCCAUGCUGUGCACCCUCCUCUUAAUCCUGCUGAGACAGUGGAAGAGGUAGGUCUCUUGUGGGAAAGGAUGCAGUAGCUUAGUGGCAGAACACAUUCUUCUCAUUCAGGAGGUCCUAGGUUCAGUUCCAAGCAUUUCCAGGUGGUGGGUUAAGAAGGACUCCUUGCUGGUACUCUGGAGAGUUACUGUUAAGAAAUCGAUCCAUAAUUGUAAGAAUUUGAUCUUUUAGUGUGGCAGUACCUACACUUUUGAACUCCCUUCCUAUUGACCCCAGGAAGGCACCUUCACUGUACUCUUUUCAGCCUCUAUUUAAAACAAGCCUAUCCAGACGUGCUUUAAUUUCAGGUUUUUUUACUGCUCUAAUAAAAUAAUCUUACGUUUUUACUUUCUUAUUUGGUAUUUUUUAUUGAUAAUUUAGUAUUUCUUGUAAACUGCUUAGAGGUUUUACUGCAGUCAAGCAGUAUAUUUAUUAUUUUUAUUAUUAUUUCAAUCAAUCAAAUAAUUCUUAAAAUAUCUGAAGGCAGUGGAAAUGUAAUAUGCGAUCUCAACCCUGUCUACUUAGCCCUAUUUUAUUCAGGGGAUUUACUCUCCACUAAGGGGCACUGUAAACUUUUUUCUGUGCUUUAUGGUCUCUAAAAGUCCUAAUCCAGUUUUGAAGAUGGCCAACACAAAAACAGGUGUGAACUAUAGUGAACCACUAUUUAAGGCGGAAUUGUUUGUUGAUGGAGGAAACUAGAAAGUGAAGUGGUUUUACCAUGCCCUCCGUGGUCUGCUGCUGGCAGAUGAUCAAGAGCAGGCAGGUGCUGGAUGCGCUAUGGUGAGGAUUAUUUCUCUCUUCUAAAGCAAACUCACCCAGGGAGGUUGUGAAUCAUGCAGAGCAGAUGACAUGCUGACAUGUGUAUAAUUUUAUGCAUCUUAAUAUCUUUUCUUCCAUUCCCCCCCCCCCAAUCCCUGUUGUCAGUGAGUUGGGCUCUGUGGAUAAAAUCAUAAAUUCCUUGACGAAGAUUCUGGAUGGAGUGCUGCAGGCAGACCAGCAGAUGAUGGAAAAGACAAAGGCCAAAGUGUUCUCUGCUCUCAUCACAGUCCUGCAAAUGAAGCAGAUGAAAGGUGGGGAGCUUUAUAUGGACAACUUCUGCGGACAUCACUCUUGCUGCUUAGCGUAAUGCCUUGAGCAGAGAUGCUUGUGUUGUGUUAUGUUGUUGUUUGUAUAUAUGCCGCUUCUCUCCCAAAAGAGCCCGCCUUCCCACCCCCUGGGCAAAUCGCACAGAACAAUACACAGAUGCAAAAUUCACAUGCAAUACAACUUAUUUAGGCAGCAGUUCCUCCUUGUAAGGGUCCCAAGUAGGAGUGUAGGGCAAGGCAGGUGGAAAAUCUGGUGCCCUUUGAAGGUUCCAGUGUUUGCAUGGGAAAGAAUGUGGUUUCUGAACCCAAGCAUUCCCGAAGUGGUUUGGGAACAAAUCAUGGGACAAUAGCUUUGGACUCAGUGCCAGCCCAAUACAUUUAUCACAGCUGAGGGGCAGAUUCCAGCUAGGCAAAUGCACUUGAGGAAGGAACAGAGCAGAGCUGGUGAGGGGGUAUGGUCUAGGGAGAGUCCUGAGGGCCACAUUCAUCCCCUGGGAGUGAUUCCCCACCUCAGAGUAAGGCUUUUGUCCAACACUAGGCUGCUCUAUAUGCUUUUCCUCGUGCUCCAUAUCAAAUUGCUGUGUGCAUGUGUGUUAUAGUGAGUGAAGUUCCUGAGUAUUCCCAGCUGGUGUUGAGCGUGUGUGAAACGCUCCAGGAGGAAUUCAUUGCCCUUUUUGACCAGACUCGGCAUUCCCUGACUUCUGGGGACUCAACAGAUGACAAAGACAGCAUGGAAACAGACGAUUCCUCCCGGCAUAAGCAGAAAGACCAGCGAGACGGGGCAAGUGGCUACAUUAGUCUUGGGGAAAGACUGGUGGGGGGUGGCAUCUCCAAGUGGGGCUUAGCUGCCCCUGUGUUCCUCGAAGGCAGGAAAUCCUGAAACUUCAAAGAAAGUUGUUAAUCCUUUCUCCCUUGAGGCCUCAGUUCAUUUUCUGCCUUCAUUCAGAGUGGACCACUUGAUUCAGCUGACCUGCAUAGCAAGAAGACAGUGAUUUAAACUAAAGUUGUUUGGAGCCAAGCUCCACUUGACAGUGAAUAUAUAAUUGCACGGCAGAGUGGCCCUACUAUGAUUAAAAUUUGAUUGGAUUCAACUCUUGGUCUUCCAGGUCUAGCCUGAUGCUAACUACUGCAUGCCACACUGUUGUGUAAAAGACGUAAAUCCUUUUAAAAAAUAUUUUUUUGAUAAAAGUAUUUAACACUGCAUUAAUAUGUAUAUGAUGUGCAGUAUGUAUAUGUGAUGUGCACUAAUAUGUAUACAAUUAAACACCAUAUAAAACAAUCACAAACUUAAAAACAACUGUUUGCUAGUAGCAGUCAUCCUAAGUGGCUUGUUUUCUGACAGUCAGUAUCCUUCCUUCCCCACCUGGGUGCCCAUGUGCUCUUCGCUCCCUGCUCUGCCUCCUCCCAGCAGGUGUGUGUGCUGGGGCUUCACCUGGCGAAGGAGCUCUGUGAAGUGGAUGAGGAUGGGGAUUAUUGGCUUCAAGUUACCCGAAAGAUCCCACUGCUCCCAACUCUCUUCACCACCCUGGAGAUAAGCUUAAGAGUGAAGCAGAACCUGCACUUCACAGAAGCCUCGUUGCACCUGCUGUUGACCUUGGCCAGGACCCAGCAGGUGAGAAGAGGCAAAAGCUUUAUGUUACUUCCACACAGUUUUAGCUAGCUAGUAUUGAGCUAUAUGGCUGAUCCCCGUUUCCCCCAACUGCUUGUGGCUGUAUAAUCUGUGGGGCACAGGUGGGGAACACGUGCCCCCUCAGCUGUUGCUGGGCUCCAACUCUCCUCAUCCGUCAUAGCUAAUAGUCAUGAGGUGAUGGGAGUUGUGGUCCAAGCGACAGGUUCUGUCACUCCUGCUGCGGAAGGUGUUGGUCUGGUUUUGCCGUUCGCCCCCAGCUUAUGAUAUUCAGUGCCAUGCUGCCUAUAAGCAUGGAGAGUCUGAGGAUUCUCUGAAUCAGCAAACACGUUGCAUAGUUUAAAGUACUGGGAAGAAUGACUCAAAGUGGCAAAGUCAAAUGACAUGUGGAGGAGAAUGUGCGCAUAACACAAUCACAUGGUUAGAUUUCAGGGAAGAUUGGCACAUUGGGGAUUUGUAUCAGGUGAGCUUGCCAGCAUGAAAGAAAUAUACAAAAUCAUACUGUUGUAGGAAGGAACCCUAAGGGUUAAACCCUCUGUAAUGCAGGAGUCACAGCUAAAGAAUCCCUGACACUAGCCAUUCAACCUCUGUUCAAACUUAUCCAGUGAUAUUUAAUUUUCAUUAUUGGGGUUUAAUACAACUCCCUAAGCUGCGUACCAGCUCAGAGCUGAGCUCAUUGUUUCAUCCUCUGCUUGUCUUGUGGGUGGGCUGUUGGAUCCAGAUACUGGAGAGCCUGAGAGAUGAGCAGGUAGAAUGUUUUCCAUUGUAAACAUCAGAAGAAAUCUGAGGGUCUUGUCAGAGAGCUCUGUGGCGGCUUCAGUUUAGCUCCACCACCUGGAGAGAGAGGCGGGUGAUACCACUUCUCAAGAGCUGUUGACCCCCAACUCUUUAUACAAAUUCAUGGAGAAGGAGAGGGCAAUCAGUGGCUACUAGUCAUGAUGCCUUUGCCUUGCCUUCACAGUUGGAGGCAGCAGUACUUAUGAUUACCAGUUGCUGGAAUCUGCCAUGUUAGGUGGGAAAUGCUAUUGUGCUUGGGUCCUACUUAUGGGUUUGCCACUGUGAGAACAGGAUGCUGGACUAGAUGGACCCCCUUUGGCCUCAUUCAGCAGGGCUCUUCUUAUGUUCUCUUGCAGGGGGCAGCAGCUGUGGCUGGAGCUGGCGUCAUGCAAAGCAUUUGCUUGCCUCUUUUGAGCGUGUACCAUUUGAGCAGUGAUGGAGCUGGUCAGGUGAGUGACUCCUCUUCCUUUUCCAGUGUGGGUGACCCACUUUGUCAGAACUUUGCUUUGCUGCCAUGGUGAAGCAAGGGGUUACUUUAAGUAUACCAUUAUAAUUAUCUGCUGCUGCUACUUAUGUAAUUCCAUUGGUGUAUCUGGCACUUUAGGGACGCGGGUGGUGCUGUGGGUAAAACCUCAGCGCCUAGGACUUGCCGAUCGCAUGGUCGGCGGUUCGAAUCCCCGCGGCGGGGUGCGCUCCUGUUGCUCGGUCCCAGCGCCUGCCAACCUAGCAGUUCGGAAGCACCCCCGGGUGCAAGUAGAUAAAUAGGGACCACUUUAUAGUGGGAAGGUAAACGGCGUUCCGUGUGCUGCUCUGGUGCCGGUUCGCCGGAGCAGCUUUGUCACGCUGGCCACGUGACCCGGAAGUGUCUGCGGACAGCGCUGGCUCCCGGCCUCUAGAGUGAGAUGAGCGCACAACCCUAGAGUCUGUCAAGACUGGCCCGUACGGGCAGGGGUUCCUUUACCUUUUAUGUGGCACUUUACAAAGGUAUUUUUAAUAUACAUACCACUGAAGUGAAGGACACGGGUCAGGUGUUGGUCAUCAGGUGAGCUGUGCAUAAGCAAGCUGCCAGCUAGCUCUGCCGAGGCUCUUUUUAUUAGCACAAUAUGGAAAACCAGUCAGAUACAUUUUGGACGGUGACCUUUACACAUCUUCCAAUCCCGAGAUCGAGGGGUGGUACAAAGUUAUUUUGGCACCUGUUUCCACCGCGUCACUUUCCCCUUGCACGAUGUUUAAUCAAAAGAGACAAAGGUCACAGACAGGGCACGGCAGACUUCUAAGAGAGCAAAAGGUUAGAUAGAGGGCAUGAUGUUCAGACAGCUAUGGCUUGUCUGCGGGUGGAAGUGUGCUCCACACCCAGCAAUCAUUCCUUCAUACCAUCAAUUUACAUAAUAUAGUGUGGUAUACAGCAGCAUAUGCAGUAAAAUAUAAAACACCAUAAAGGGAGAUGGGGGUUAUCAGGGAGGUUUAGAGGGUGGUGACAAGGGGAAAGGCCUCUUCCAUUGUGGCUCCCUGUCUCUUCCCAAUAAGACCCGCCUGGCUCCUUCACUGACAUCUUUUUGGUGACACAUAAAGAUAGACUUAUAAGAUGUUGCUUUGUUACUAGUGUUCUGUCAAAGCUUCCUUUGGUUGUUAGGGGGUUAUUUGCAGUUUUAUGCGGUAUAAUGUUUUUAUAUUGUUUUUAAAUGUGUUGUACGUUGCUUGGAGACAUUCUGGUAACAAACAACUUGAGAAGUCUAAUAAAUCAUAUUGUCACUUAAAAUGACUGUCUGAUCAGAAAAUGCAAGCAGUUGUGUAGGCUUGUCUCCAUAGAAAGGGCUUUCAAGAGAAAGUCAAAAGCAAGGUGCCUGCUGAGUCUCCUGGAAGAGCAUUCUGCAGCAGGGGACUGACCACAAUAAAUGCCUAGUGGAGGCCAAUUAGGCCUCUGUAACAUGAGAGACAACUAACAGCAUUCCUCUGGAUGAUCUCAGUGAUCAGGCUGAGAUACACGGGCUUGAGCAUUUUUGAGUAUAAGAGCACUGGUCUCUGACCUGAGGAGCUUUCAAUCUAAAUUUUACCUUAAGGAUAAAGGAGAGAAAUUGGGAGAGGGGAGGCGGAAUAUCCAGCUGUAAACAGGGUCUAUCCAUGUUGACAUCCCUGGAGAAACCCAAUUCUAUCAGAAAGCAACUGGCCCCUUCUCAGAAACAUCUGCAUAGCAAUUAUUUGUGUAUUUGAAUGGUGUGGUCCUCAUUCAAAUGGAGCCAGUGUGGUGUAGUGGUUAAGAGCGGUAGUCUCGUAAUCUGGGGAACCGGGUUCGCGUCUCCGCUCCUCCACAUGCAGUUGCUGGGUGACCUUGGGCUAGUCACACUUCUUUGAAGUCUCUCAGCCCCACUCACCUCACAGAGUGUUUGUUGUGGGGGAGGAAGGGAAAGGAGAAUGUUAGCCGCUUUGAGACUCCUGAAGGGGAGUGAAAGGCGGGAUAUCAAAUCCAAAACUCUUCUUCUUCUUCUUCAUGUGAUGCAGGCGCAGGCUUCGUUGCGGAAAUCUCUGGAUGCCCCUUCCUGGCCAGGAGUCUAUCGCCUUUCCAUCUCCUUGAUGGAGCGCCUUCUGAAGACGUUGCGGUACAACUUCCUGACUGAAGCCUUGGACUUCGUGGGCGUCCAUCAAGAGAGGAUCCUUCAGGUUUGUUGGGAAAGUGUGUUUGUCAUUAAACUAAACUCUUCCAUAUGUGUCUUAAUUGUUUCCCUCACUAAUGAUUGGUGUGUUUUUUUCAUACAGGUGUAUUUCUAUCAAGCUUAGAAUCCAAUAUUUCAUUAAAAUCUAUCACCAUUUCAUCAUAAAUACACUCAUUUAGGUGUCAAAAACAUUUGUAAAUCAUAGUGGGGGGAAUCUGAAUUAGGUCCAUAAACAUUAAGCAUGGCUAUUAAAGUCUCUGCUAUUUUAGCACAUAAAAUUAAAUAACGCCCAUUUACAUCAUCUGUUUUAAGUCAUUUUUAAGCUCUGAUCUCUUUGGAUCGGCUUUAAGACUUGUCUCUUUCAACAAAUUAGUAUGAGGAUCCUCCUCUGCCAAUUCCCCUGGCUCAGCAGAUAGUGGCGCAGUUAGAAUUAAGUCCAGUGUUGAUUGUUUAGUCCAAGUUGUCAUCGCAGCAGGUCAUUAAAAGCAAAAUAAUAUGUAAUGAGAACUUUUUUUCAGCUGAUAAUCAAAAUCUUUGUCCACACAGUCCGAUGAUUCAGAAGUUUGAAAGCAUUUUUAUCAGGAAAGAGCUGAGAGCCUUGCCUCACAGCGUCAUCCUACACCAGAAGUCACCAUCAUUUCAUUUUUGAAUCACUUCCCAUGGGCCAUCCUGAAGCUAUUUACAGUAUACUGUAAUAAGAACAUAUUUAAAACAAUAUAUAAAAAAUAUUUUUAAAGCUGCGUAUAUAAAAAUUGUGUGAGUGUGAUGAUACACACCGAGAGUUUAAAAUCACAACAGCAUGUACCAAAGAUCAGUUCAGAUGCAAUCCACAUGCCAACUUCAAUAAAGAUCUCCAUCUAGAAGUCUUGUUGAAAGAUGGGCAUCUUUAGCAGGUGCCAGAAUGACAAAAGAGAAGGUGCCUGUCUGUUAUUAGGUGCUGCCACACUGACAUGCAGAACAGAUGUCUUGACCAGCUUUUCCCUGUUCAGAAAGAAAGUGGGGUGGGAGAUGGUCAGGAUGUCUUGUUAGAUGGUAGGGAUGCUCCAGUAUUCCUGUAGCUGUGGCACAGUGAAUAUCAGAGCCUGAACUGAAAGACAGAGAGAAAAAGAGGAAAUUCCUGCUCUUUAAGGUCUUUUCCCCCCACCCCCUUUUCCAGUGCCUGACUGCAGUCCGGACUGUACAGAAUUUGGCCUGCCUUGAAGAAGCAGAUCAUACGGUUGGGUUCAUUCUUCAGCUCGCUAACUUCCUGAAGGAGUGGCACUUCCACCUGCCUCAGCUUCUAAGAGACGUGCAGGUAGGGAGAACUAGUUGUCUGCAUGUCCCUGUCCUAUUAAAUUUUGUUUGCAUAUUGCCUUUACUGUGUUUACACACGAUUAAACACUUUUGCACAACUUUGUCCUUGUGGUUAAAGCAACAUGAGUCAUCAAAUGUCACCCUCACCCUUACCCCAUGUCACCUUAUUGUUGAUCAGAGCAAAGUUCAUUAUCCUUAAGCCUGAAACCAAAGCCUAAAGCCGAAUUGAUUUCUCUAAUGAGAGAGCCCUACUUGGAAAUGGCUAUUGGGCCCAGAUUGUAAAGAGGAGGUUUCUAGAAGAAAGGCUUUAGAGGAUGGGCAGAAAUCACUUUUAAGUAGUAGUUGUUGUUAAAUUGCCAGACCCCUUCACCCUGAAGUGCAUUUUAUUGUUCUCUUUUGGUGAUUUUUAGUAGUAUUUUGCUGUAUCUGCAAUGCACUGUGAUCGCUCCUAGCAAACUUCUAUGGAAAAGGAGGGAUCUGUUCUCUGCCUGUGUUUACAGUAAAGUUUGCUGCCUUUAUAAUAAUUCUGGUGAUGAACGUUCCUGAGCAGGGGGGAUAUUUUUGUAGUGUACAUUCUGCAACGUCCCAAGAGGUGGCCGCUCAGUGACUCCCCUCUUUCUCAGUCCUGUAAUGGGGCUUGGGUCCCAUGGCACUCUUGUCAUGGUGGAGUCUCCAUAUUGCUUUCCCCGAGUGUCAUGUGUUCUGUCCUCAGCAAUGCACAGUCAGUGUGCCAUGGAUGUUAUGGCUUUGCCUGCUGAUUCAGCCACCUCUGGACAAGAUGGUCGCCGAGGAAGGGUCUGGUGAAACUCCAAUGGCCCCUCCUCUGGUUGUGCUUAGCACUUUGAGGCAGGAGCUCCCCAUUCACCCACCCAUUCUGCAGGUGGGGUGAGCAAUACUAUUUCCUUUGUCAGAUUGCCCCCCCCCCCAUUGGUACACUCUUGCAUUUACAAAGAGGUAAAGAACUCCCUCCCACAUAAUAAACACAGAAGGGGGAGCUCCUGUUCAUAGGAAGCCUGCAAGGGAAAGAGUUGGCAUCAUCCAGGAUGCAUAAAAGAGGAUCUCACAGAGCUCCAUCAAAUAGCAGUUCUGUGAGGUCUCCUUCUCUCCCUGUUUUAGGGGCUCCUCUCCAGUCAUCAUGGAGCCAGCUAAGGGGGCGGAUGGUCCUGCUAAUGCUUUAGCCUGUGGACAGUGGUCCUCUGUAGGGAAGAGCUGUUGGGGUGGAGGGUGAACUUUCUGAGGAAGAAAUGUUGGUGGUUCAAUCUUAAGCAAGGUUGUUGGCUUCUGAGGUUUUUCGCCUUUCCAGGCAAAAGGACCGAGGUUGUUAAUAGCUUACUGAGAAUGAAGUUCGAUUUUGUGUUGCAUCACACAAGGACCACACCAUUCAAGUCCUUGAAUAUGGUUGCCCUCUGCUUAUUGUUAAAAGUAAAAAACAAAUAAAAAAGCAUAAUACUUUUCCUACCUUGGUCCUGAAUCGGUUGAGGUAUCAUUGGUAUGGAAGGGUGUUUAAUCCUGCCUUUCCUGCUAUGUCAGUGUCUUUCCCUGCACAAGGGUUUCUGCUCAGCUUUCUAUCCUGGUUAAAGGCUGUUUACACCCAGGAGUUUAGGUGGUCUUUCCCCUUAUAAUUUGGUCUGCUUUGGCAAGGGAAGAUAUUCUACAUCCAGAUGAAAAAUAGAGGUUAAGAGGUGACUCCUUCAAGAUAUCAGGCUAAAAUUUGAACUUGGGCUCUUUGAGGUGGUUCAUCCUCUAUCCUCCUGAUGUGACACUGGCUUUAUUUUCCAUUUAUCAGGAGAUUUGUUAUAAGAGACAUUUUCUUGAACAUUUCAGGUGAACCUGUGUUACCUGUGCCAGGCCUGCACUUCACUUCUGCACAGUCGGAAAAUGCUGCAACACUACAUACAGGUAAGGGGCUGAGGUGGCUGGUUCUCACUGAAGCUAGGCUUGGCCUGUGCCGCUUCAGACUGCAAGUGGAGACUCCCAGGAUUGAACAAGAGACCAAUGUUCUGAUCUGGACCUGGAAAUAAUUUGAAUUACUCAUGAAUGGCCACAUGUGGGCAGCCAUUGUUGUUCCAUGACUUGCCUACUACUACAGUGGUACCUCUGGUUACAAACUUAAUUUGUUCCGGAGGUCCGUUCUUAACCUGAGGUACCACUUUAGCUAAUGGGGCCUCCCGCUGCCAGUGUGCGAUUUCUGUUUUCAUCCUCAGGCAAAGUACUUAACCCGAGGCACUACUUCCGGAUUAGAGGAGUCUGUAACCCGAAGUGUUUGUAAGCUGAGGUGUUUGUAACCUGAGAUACCAUUGUAUUGUUACUGAUGUGUGUGUGUGUGUGUUGGGGGGCAGGCAGUAAUUUUACAGAAAGUGGAAGAUAAGUUCCAGGAAUAGGAAACCUUUGGUCCCGGGGCAAAAACGGCCCAGCAGGCUGCCUCAUUUAGCCCCUGAGGUCAUUUCCCAUAAACCAUGACCACCUGCCUUGCUAGCGGAUGUCAUAGAAUCAUAGAGUUGGACCCUGUGUGAGAGGCAAAGAAGGGAAGAUCUCCCAGGGUGGGAGGCGAAUGGAAAUCUCUCAGGUGUGAGCUGGAAGGGUCCACCACUUUUUGUGAGAGACUAGGGUUGAAAGAGGACCCUGCAUUUUCUUUUCUCUUUAUUCCUUUGCUUUUAUUUCAAUUUAGAUUAGUUUCUUUUAUGUUACUGGAUUAUGAUAAAGCUUUAAUAACCUUAUUAAAAAAGAAGAAAAAAAUAAACCCCAGCCAGCAUAGUCAAUAGCCAGGGAUUAUGGGAAGUGUGGUGCAAAAAGCCUGGAGUGCACCAGAUUGUGGAAGACAGCUUUAAAUAGUAGUUUUUUUUAAAAAAAAUUAACUCAUAAUUUCAUUCUUUUUUUGUAAACUGCAUUGAGGUGUGCUCCCCCCCCCCCUUUUUACAACCUAAUAAUAUAUCAAUUUUAUGAAAUGGAAGUAAAUGAGUGAAAUUUCACUGCUUCCAGUUCUUUUCAUACUUUGUGUGAGGGGCUAGUAAUUCAAAGGGGAACGAGCACACAUACCAGGAUUCCAACUGGCUGCCAGCUUGACCUGAAUCUGAACAAAGCAAAGGCUCCUUUUGCAAAAACCUCCCCAGUAGUGGUGAUAGUUUGCCUGGCGUGUGUGUGUGUGUAUGUGUAUGCCUGUGUAUGUGUAUGUGUAUGUGUAUGUGUAUGUAGUCCGCUCUCUUGUCCCAUGUCCCUCCCUUCACUUGCUUGGACUUCUUUUCAGACCAAGAAUGGAGAGCCCCUCCCGUCUACCAUCCUGCCUCAUGUCCAGCGCCCCCCACAGACCUCUGCCAAGCCUCCCAGUCCGGAGACGGAGGCUGCUGAGCAGAAGGCUCUGCGCGCUGUGCAGUACAGCCUCCUUAAAAUCCUCAGCAAGUCCCUCGCUGCCCUACGCCACUUCACUCCGGAUGUCUGCCAAAUUCUUCUUGAUCAGGUAUAGUAAGCCAGGCUCUUAGGAGGAAGAGUCCAGAAUUCUGCGGUGGUGCCCCUGGCAUGGACUUCCCAUGGCACCCAGGAAGCGCACCCAUUCCCUCCCCUCUUGGUGCUGGCAAUGAUUACUUUUUAUAUCCCUUGAAAAGUGCAUAAAGCUGAAGGAGGAAGUUGGAAGAGCGACACUCUGUCCAAUUUCCUCUUUCAAGCUCUGUGGUGCCAUAGUUGCUGAUAAGUGUCACUUAGACCAUAUUUUACCCAGCUCCGUUGGGAAAAUGAAGUGUGUGUCUAGAUGUUCCUUAUUUCUCUCUGGGGUGGGGGUUGCUAACAAGGGGAAGGGGAGAGGAGAAGUGAUUACGGUGUGUGUGGCACCCAUGGCACUCACUUACAAAUUCAAACAUAUGCCCAUGGAUGAGAACUAAGCCUCUGUCAUAAGUGAGACUUCAGAUGUGACCAGUAGAUGUUUCUCUCCAGUUUCUGCAUAAUGGCUUGGGACCCAAGUGGCUUAAAGAGCGCCUUCAUUAUCAACCAUCUCAGGGCCUACAAUUGGGCCCCUUUUGGUGGUGCUGCCACUGGAGGUCGCCCAGUUGGCUUUGAGCUGUGACAGGGCCUUCUUGAGAGUGGUUCCCUGUGUGUGGAAUGCCCUCCAUAGAGAGGUGUGUCUCUCUACCUCCGUAUUAACUAUUAGGGGGGAUUUACCAGAUAUUAGAUGGCUGAAAGGCAUGGCGUCUGGUAAAUUACUAUAACCUGAAAUUAUUAGCUGUGAGAGUAGGUGAUAGUUUGUUUUUCUGAAAAUUUUUAAACUUCUUUUAAAAGUUUCAUUUGCAUUUUUUAUUAUUGACAUGUUUGCCAACCUGGGCUCCUUUGGGAGAAAGGUCUGGAUGUAAAAUGAACAAUAAAUAGAUCAAGUGACUCCUGGUGGUAUUGGUGAAAUAAAGAUUUAGCUGGUCUUUGCGUCUGGCCGGCAGUCCUCCGACUGUUGCUGAACUAAAGCUCCCGUCAGCCUCAGCAAACAUGGCCAGGGAUGGUGGAGUUGUAGUUCACCAACACCCAGAGGGACAGAGGUUCAACCACACCUGCUCUACAGCCUCAAGAGAAGACUGAUUUUGACUUCCAUUUGGUUUUGACCCUGUUUUUUCUGUUGUAGUCACUGGACCUCGCCGAGUACAACAUCCUUUUCAUGCUGAGCUUCACCACUCCGGCUUUUGAUUCUGAAGUGCCCCCCUCCUUUGGGACCCUCCUGGCCACAGUCAACGUGGCCCUGAACAUGCUGGGAGAAGUAAGGAUCAGGGGAGCACAAGCUGACCCUGUGGAGGAGCCCACAGUUGUUUUUCCCCCCUAAAAGGGAACUGGGACGGGAUGUGCUUGAUUGCAAGGAGUUUAAAAAAGUUGUGUGUGAAUCAUAGAAUUGUAGAUUUGUAAGAGACCCCUAGGGGGUCAUCUAGUCCAAUCCCCUGCAGCGCAGGAAUCCUGCUCACAGCUGUCCCUGGGUGGGCUCAAACCACCAACCUUCUGGUUAACAGCCAGAUGCACUGACCCAUUGCGGCCACAGAGACCAAUAGUGAGAGAUUGUGGUCAAGGGAUGUCUCAGUGGAUGUUUUGAGAUGGCUGGUGGGGAUUGAACCUGGGACCUUGCACAGGUCCCUUAGGCUACAUCUUUUCCCAGGAGGCUAUCCUGAGACACAUGGCUCUGCCCAGGCAAAUCAGAACAACGUUAUCCCUUCCUUGGGGGAUAGUAUAGUCCCUUGCUUUGUGGCAGCAGGGAUUUUCCAGAGCUGCUCCUCCAUUCACUGUUCGAUCAGCAGUUUUGUCUAGACAUUGUGUGCUGUUCCUUUCUCAGGGUAGAAAGGAAUCAAAACUACAUUUCCUUUAUUGGGAAGAGGCUCCCUAAAGGGUGCUCUAAAAAAAUGAAAGCUGAAUUCUGCAUUCAGUGCUGAAUUCUGCAUUCAGUGCUGAAUUCUGUGCUUGCAUGGGGUUACAGAAUACACUGGGCCUGGCUGAAUGUCUGGCUUUUGAAUAUAACACAGCUUUUCCCUUCUCUCCAAAGCUGGAUAAGAUGAAGGAGCCUUUCACUUUGGCUGCAGAGCUGGCCACCCAGCAGGAGGGGAACAAGACCCUCAAGUAAGUACCUACGUUCCUUUUACUGCCCUAUGGAACAGGAAACAGGGUGGCUCUCCUCCCUCCCGGCAAUACUGUACACUUUAUGCUUGAUUUGCUCUGUAGAUCCUAGGUUCAUGUUUUAACUUUUUGCAAUUGUCAGUUAAUCGGUGGGACACGAGAAGAGAUACCUACAACUUUUGCAGCUGCUGUUGGACAGGCCCAGUCAGUGAGAAUGUCCUGAGUGUAGAAUCUGUGCUCAUGUUUACCUAGGGUUGAAACGGCACCUCUAGCUCCCAGGCUUACCACUGAGUUUCAUCUGGUCUUUUGUUUGUCAGCCGGCUUGACACUACCUCUUCCCUCCUCCUCCAGGUCACUUCUGAUGUUUACAAUGGAAAACUGUUUCUACCUGCUCAUCUCUCAGGCUCUCCGGUACCUAAAGGAUCCAGCAGUCCACCCACGAGACAAGCAGCGGAUGAAACAGGAGCUCAGCUCUGAGCUGGUAAGUAGUUUAGAUGCUUGUAUUAUACCCCAAGAGUUAAAAUUAAAUAACAUUGGAUAUGUUUGAACAGAGGUUUGAAUGGCCAGCUGUUGGAGACUCUUUAGCUUCUGACUCCUGCAUUUCAGGGGGCUGGACUAGAUGUCUCUUGUGGUCUGUUCCAACCCUACAACUGUAUGAUUAUGUAAAAAGCCCAAACUGUACCAAUGUGUCAGUGUCUACAGUUGUUAAUGUCCAUGCAUAGAGUGAAUUAAUGCACAUCUUUGAAAUUCCAUGUGGGUUGCCUCCCGUGCUAGUCCUACCUAGAGUAGAUCUGCUGAAAUUAAUGGCUAAUACAUUAGUCCAGUUUACCAAUUUCAAUUUCACUUUGCAUAAAACGUAAAUUCUACAACCCUGUACACCUGUCCCAACUGAUCUCCAGGUAAAUGUCAGUCUUUGAAAUAGUAGAAGAAAGUAGAAGGUAGGGUUGUGUCCUGGACUGAAACAAAGUCUGACGGAUACCGUAUGAAGGAAGGACUCUAACUCUCCCUAUGUCUUAUUUCCAGAGCACGCUUCUUUCCAGCCUGUCCCGUUACUUCCGCCGGGGUGGCCCCAGUUCUUCUUCUGUGAGCAUUCUCUCCUCUUCACAAGGGAAGUCUUCCUCAAAGCUAGGCCCCGAGGGACAGGAGCCGCUCUUCCAGCUCGUCCAGGCCUUCGUUAGGCACAUGCAGAGAUAA